AUGUGGCAACCUACUAUGCAACGUUACAACACGGGUAAAAUAUCAUAUUGCGUUAUCUAUACACACAUAUUAUUACAUUAUUAUGCGCGCGCGGUUUAUUAUAAACGGCGAGGUACAACUCUAAACGUCUUCGCGUUCCCGCCGCCGCCGCGGCGAUAGAAUACGAUAAUGAUUGCGUCUUGUACACGUUGGAAUAACAUUACGGUUUUCGUGUAUCGAUCGCCGGUGUAAUCUCGCGUUCCGAUCGGUGCGUCCAAUACGUUUUUCUCUCUCUCUCUCUCUCUCUCUCUCUCUCGCGCGCGCGCGUAAUAACGCGAUCGUAUAAAUAUGGAAAUGGGCGAAAAACCGCGGGCCGCGGACCACCUGAGCGCGCGUACGUACAAAUCUAUACGUAUAAUAAUAAAACCAAUCGUGUAAAAAUAUUUGAAAAAAAAAAAUCGAUCGGCCCGAGGCCACUGCAGCGCUCGUAAUACCAUUCUAAACGCACCGCGCGCGAUAAACGGCCCCGUUAAUUGUUAUCAUUAUUAUAAUAAUAUGACGGCGGACACGGACUCCGGAUACACCCCGAGCCCAUUAUAAUAUUACAAUAUUACGCGUGCACACGUACUUACUACCGUGUUACGUUCUCGUUCACGGUGCGCGCCGGACCGCGCGCGAUUACAACACGACCGUGUAAAAAAUUGUAUUUUCCGUAGAGAAAAAAAGGCAAAAAACACCGACUCGACAAACGGAAGGGGCGAUCGGAAAUAACGUUGUCCCCGCGAAUAAAUCGGGUAUUGUUCUUUUUUUUUUUCCUAUUCGCGCCCGCCCGCGUUUUCGGCAAAAGCCGACCUCUCCCCCGCCCCCACUCCUCUCCGGCAACCCGUCCGCUCGGGCGCCCGUCGUGCCCGUGUACGCGUGCGUGUACACUUACGUCGCAAAAAUCGUUUUUCCUUCCGCUCGUAUUAUUGCUGCGCGCGCAGUUAUCGCCGGCAGUACGGCGGAAAAAAUUACCGAUUCAUCACCGGCCUCAUCUCCGGCGCAACAACUGCACGGGAACACUCGGCCGGGGGAGACGACGACUACGACGACGACGACGACGACGGGGAAACCGGUCGUCCGACGUAUAUAAUUUGUCUAAUGCACAACAACAAUAAUAAUUAUUAUUACGAGUCCGCAGCCGUACUGUAGCGUUCGGAACCGUCGGCCGGUCGAGAACGCGUUUAAAAGACGGUCCAUUUGGUCCGACGGGUUCUGUCCACCUCUAAAAGGGUCUGACGCGGCGGGCGGCGGCGGCGUGCGUUUUUUUUUUUUCGUUAACCCCGCCCCCAUCUCGCCGGCCCACCCGUUAUGCCGGGUACGUCGUAAAGACGUUUCGGCGCGACUGAUCCGCGCGUGUACUAUUCAUAUAGGUAACACACGGCGCACAGUAACCGCUACCUGCGGCAGUAGCGGGUCACUUAAAUUCGAUUCGAUUUUUUUUUCUUUCUGCCUUUCAUUCCUUAAGUGGCGGCGGCGGCGGCGGCGUCGUCGUCGUCGUUUACCCGCCGCGCGCACCGUUUCUACGCCGCCUCCGAAUACCGGACGGACCCGUCUCGUUUUUCAGCGCGGCGUUCAGGAAUUUUCGCGUCGCCGUUCCCCCGGCGCGCGGCCCUAACGGUUCAUUCGGACUGUCUCGCCGCAGCCGCAGACUCGGACGCGACGAAACCAGCGACCGUUCGGCGGCGCAUACGUUACGCGGCCGCACGGGUGUGCCGUUGUCGUCGUCGCGCGUCUCCCGCCGACACGCCGGACGGCCGUUUCGUCCGCCGCGCCGCGUUUUUCCGCUCGGACGUGCGCGCACGGGGCGGUUCCGCGUUGAUUCACAUCGUGCGUCGUUUUUUUUUGUUUUCAUUAGCUUCAUUCAUUUUUUACGCUUUCCGGCGAGACCCGCCCGUCGCGCGCCGCACGCGAUCUGCCCGCAGACGCGUGCACGAUAAUAUCGCGUAUUGAUAAUGACGCGUGAUUAUCGCGGAUAACCGAAAAUUGAUCAUCUCCUGUGCGUCGUCGCGUCGGUCGGUCGUCUGAGCGCACGUGCCGGCACGUCAUGAAUAAUGGCCGGUGUGUUUUGUACCGGACGAAACGAUCGCGGUUUUCGAGUACAAGAGUACCUAUUAUAGACCGGGGGGGGGGUNGGGGGUUCGGUGGUAGGGGGGAAUUUGGUGGCACGACGCGAAAAUAACCGGGUACGAGGUACUCGUUGAUUUCAAACGAUUCCGGAUUGUAUCGGGCGUAUUGGGCGUAUAUCGGCGUAGGAAUUACAAAUCUGUAACGGACAUCGGCACACACAUUUUCGCGGUCCUUAACCGUUAGAAAUCGACUUUGUGUAGAUUAGUUUUACAUUAUAAUGGUAUAUAAGUUCAUACUACGGACAAUAUUAAAAAAAAAAAUUAAAAAAAAAAAAAAGUACCGAAUUAUAAGUACGAUUUAAGACAUAUUUUUCUUGCAAAUUCGGAUGUUCAAUUGAUUAAGGUUUCCGCGCACCAGCAUUGUACAAUAUGUAAUCACACCGGGUUAUCGUUAAUUCGUUCGAAAUCGUAUAAUAGAAACCGGGAACUGUUGCACGGUCGCAGAGCCGGCGUUCCCGUUCCCGUCGCUUGAACAUAUUAUGCGAUUAUACUGCAGCGCCCCGGACAAGCGUUUUAAAAAUUACUAUAACCGUACGGUAAAUCGUUUUUUUUCUCUCCUCCUACGAUACAAUCCGUCUUCCGAUUGUCGGCGCGGCGGCUUUAUAUGUAUACGUACACGUAUACGAGUGCUUCCCGUAUAAUUAAAAAAUAUAAAUUUAAAAGAAGAAGAAGAAAAAAAAAAAACUCACGAAAAACACUACGUGUACAAGUGCACGGGUUCGUCCGCGUCGUACGCGCGUACGCGAUGGGAAACGGCAACGUUUUUCGGUAUGGUAGGUGCGGUGCGCACGACGACGUAAAUAGCGUGUGUGUUCCGCCGGGUCCGGGCGAUUCGGUCGCGGCCGCGGGAGUUUCACGAUGAAAAAUGUGUCCGCGCGCGGUUAAUUAUUACCGUCGGUACACGGUGACGCACCGGCGCGCGCGCGGUUUUUUUUUUUUUUUUUUUUAUCGCGACGGGCAAAACCGUACGCGCGAUCAAAACGUAUUCCGCUAAAAUUAAUAGGCACGAAUUUAUUAAUAUUUUCGAUAAUCACCGUUGCGUGCACGCGUAGGAGGAGGACGCGCGAUCCGUACCGCGGCCGAUACGGCCGGCGCGCCCGGAGACGUUCAUUUUCGUGUGUAUGCCCCGCGCUUUACUCACCCCUACCCCCCCCCCGUUGUUCUUCGACGGUAUGCGCGUGUGCACGGGUACCCGGGUUUCGGGUGCCGACCGCGCAGCGUAAAUUCCGGCGCGGGCACGUGCGUUUUGGACACGCUUUUACCCCUCGUUCGGCAUCGAAAAUCCCCGCAACGUUUGGACAUUAAAAAUGUCCAAACGCAUACGGCUCUUGGUUUAAGGAGUGUAUCAGUCUCACACGACAAUAAUAUAUAAACAUGUAUAUAUGCGUAAAAUAACUCGUGUUCUCGUGUUAAAUCGAAUACGCACAAUAAUCAUAACGAUGACAAAAGGUUACCCAGUUACGUGAAAUACGUGAGUUUUGCACUCGUAUCAAAUCGAAUAAUGUACGCGUAACAAUAAUGUAUAAUCGCGUCCUCUUUUUUUUUUUUGCACAAGCCGUAACCGCGUUCUGUGUACUCGGCACACACUGCGCGCUGCGUCUCGACACUCGACAAGCAACUGCGGACCGGAUUGUUGACAUACGGUGCGAAACAAAAAAAAAAACAAAACAAAAAUAAGGACGUCAUAUUUUAUUAUACUAUUUGUGUAUAACUUCGGAAAUUACCGACGGAUUUUCGAUAUUUCGCGUACAUCAUAAGUCUGCGAUCACGCGUUUUAUCGCAGUCCGCUAUGAUGUUUAUUGUCGAUAGAAAUGCCCGCGUGCGGUUAUUGUUGAACGUACAUACACUUAUAUUUCAUACAUUUAUUUACCAUCCAAACGCGUAGAGUACAUAUAAACAAUAGUGCCCGACCGUGUUGCGAUAUUUUGCCCAAACGUGUCGCGAUUCGGGAUAAAAAUGCCCAAACGUGUCGUAACCGUAAAUCCGGACUCGCCGGCGCCGGUUUCGUCACCGUUAGCUUAGUAUAAUGUCGGAGCGAAUAAUCGUUCGUGCACGAUAGUUAUUGUACGGGCGCGUUUACAAAAAAAAAAAAAAAAAAUGUUUUAUAUUAUAUGAUGGGUAUUACUAAAUUGUGCGUUUACUAUUUUUUAUUUUUUAGCGAAUACCGGCUAAACGACAACGCGAUAAUUCAUGUUGUUGUGAUAACAACGCGGACCGAGAAACGGGAUGCGCGGGAUAUUUUUCGAUUUGUUUUUACGUGAUAAUUUUUUUUUCUUUUUUUUUUUUUUUUUUUACGUCGAAAUCCGCCGAGUAUAUAUGUAUAUAAAUAUCUUGUGUUAUUAAUUUGUUACACCACAGGUAGGCGAUCGAAUCCGCGGUACCGUCGCGCGCUACGAGCGUAUUUCGAACCGACGACGACGGUUAAGACGAACAAGAAUUUCCGUAUUAUUUGACGUAUUUUUUACGAUUUCUUUUUUUUUUCCCCCAUCGCGCCGCGAUAAUAAUACUCGAUCUCGAAGGCCGCGCGUGAUCGGCCGGUUAAUAACACCGUUUACGCGACACACGGCACGGUGAGCGGCUGCGUAGUGUGUAGAAUUAUAGAUCGCGGAUUUUCCAUUGUGGGCGUUGUUGCAAUGCGCGGUUAUGCACCGUGUUUCGUGUCGUUUUUAUAUUUUUAAAUUUUAUUCGCGCGUUCGUCGCCGAGAUUCACGUGGAAAUCGCGCGCGACCGCCGCGGGGAGGGGAGGCGACGUGUUUACUGCCGUCCGACUUGCAAUGUAUAAUGCGCCCCCUCAGCGCGGAAAUGCGGCCGAGAAUUCCCGAGAAACGAACGAAAGCCGCGCGUUCAUCGGCACCGUAUUUCGUUGUUUCGCUCCGAUUUUCGAGUCGAGUCGAGUCGAGCCCUUCCCGAAUAGAAAUCUGACCGGGUCAGCGCGUCGAUGAGACGCGCGCUGUUCGUUUUCCGCGCAGCACUCGCGAUAACCGGGAAAAACGGGAAAUCUACGUGCGAGAUGCGCACACCCCGACGGGUGUACACAUGGCUUCGGGCCGUUCUCCGUGGUCGCGCGGCGGGUACCAUUCGAAUUCCCAUCUGCGCCCGGCUGCCUCCGCGACUUCACACCGACAACCGUUGAACAAGUUGCGCGUCCGCAUCCCGUUUUGUUUCGGACGCGUUUUCGCGUAUUUUUCCGCGCGCGUGACCGGCAACGUCACAAACAAACAGAACAUCGCGUCGCUAUCAAUCGAUCAACGCGCGCGCGCGCUAUGUAUCCGCGUCGCGACGCCGUAUCGACGCUAAUCAAUCGACGUCGCGCGCAACAAUUAUUCGAUCGCGUUCGUGCGUGCGCCAACCACCCCCCCCCCCCCACCUCCCCGUCAUACGCUCACCGCGCGAUACUCGCUACGCGACACGACGAUUUAUUUUACGAGCGGCUAUCCGUUAUGCACGUCCGUCCGGUAUCUCCGCGUUCGGAUCUCGAAAAACAACGCGCGCCCAUUCGCCCGCGACAACGUAACAGCAGUUUGGUGUCGUACGGACGUGGCGGCGCGCCGUUCGGCUCCGGGUCGCCCGCCCGACCUACCGGCCGAACGCGCGCGCGAACGGAUUUUCGUUAUUUUUUUUUUUUUCUCCUCCGCUACAACGCGAUUUCGGCCCGGGCCGUACGAUCGCGCGCGCCGCCGACCUACAUGCACCGUAAUAUCGUUAUUAUCGUUAUAAUAAUAUUGUGACGGAUACCGUGCCCACGUUGCGAUAAUGUAUUAUAACGACGCGCGCCGCGUACGUUAUGUUAAUAUUAUUAUUACCGCGAACUCGCUCGGUUAUUAACCGGCCGCGGCGCGCGCGACCGCACCGCCGGACAACGGGUUUCCGACACGUUCGUAUUUUUUUUUUUAUUUUUUUUUUUUUUCUAAAACUAGGCGUUAUUGUUAUUAUUGUACAUUCGUCUGGUUUUUCGACCGAUUUCGCUUAGCUUCGUACGCGCGCGCGCGCGAUCAUACAUUGUGCACGAUUCACAUAUACGAUACGCCCCGUGCGCGGACGGUCCCGCGCGUAAUUCGCCCGAACCGGCGGCCGCGGUCGCCUCGUCCGGACUAGCGGUACGGACGAAAUCCACGUGCGACUCUUGUUACUUGUUCGCGUACGCGUAGCGCGUUGAACGUUGUCUUGCGUCUUGCGCGACCGUCGCAAACUCCGGACGCGGACCGAACGGGGAGGAGAGGUUUUUGUUUUUUACAAUUUAUUUCAAUAACGUCGCCGCCGCUAAAAGAAUUCGAUCGCGAACGAAAAUAGGUUUUUCAAAAAAACACGCGUUGCUUUAAAUACGUAAAGGAGACAGUGUACACUACGUUUGACACGGGGACAAUUAGUUGUAAUCGGGAACCGUACGCGCGAAUGGCGCGGGUUUUUAAUACGUUUUUCGCCGAUAAAAAUCGUGUUUUUUUUUUUAAGAUACGCGACUGUCGUAUCUCGGUCGGUGUUUCGACACGGAUAAACGGUGUAGUGGUCGAAAUGAAAAUAACGCUAUUCGUACCCGGUGUAGAAAACCGGCGUUCCCGUUUACGACGCUUUGAGUUUUAUCGCGCGCGCUAAAUGUUUCGGAAUCGGAUUAAAAAUACGGUACCACGGAUUUUUUUUUAAAAAAAAAAAUAGUCACUUGAAUCCAUAAACGGCCGACAUGUUUCGCGUCACCGUUCGAUGGUAUAUAGGUAAAUAUGAGAAACGCGCACGCUAGUAAUAAUUUCACUUUAACAUACGAUAAUAUGUAAAUCGCUACGGAAAUCAAAUCCGGUGGUGGAUAUUCGCACGGAAUCCAGAUCGUAAGAAAUAUAUAUUAGAAGAGAAAAAAAAACACGAUUAAAAUAACAAUUUCAAGAACGGGUUUUUAUCGAUAUACAUUUUAAGUUUUUUACGGAUCGAAAACACGACACGACGCGUGAGCGUUGAUUUAAAGUUGUUUUUAUUUUCAUGUGUGUUUAUUAUACGAGAUCGAAUGAAAAAAAAACGCGAGUAGUUUUUUUUUUUUUUUUUUUAUAAACGACCCACUAAUUAUAAUAUUAAGCGUAUCGCGUUCAUAUGUAAAAUCCGGUCGCGGACACAAAUCCGCUGUUUUUUUUUUUUUUUCGGAUAUGUUUAGAAUCUGAGCGCAUAGCACGUCGGUUUUAAUCUCCGCGGGUAUCGCUAGAUUAAGUAUUUAGUAAAAUUUGAACGUAAAAUGUGAUAUCGUCUUGCGCCGAUCGUCGAAUUCCGCGACAGGUUUCCGGUCGCAAAGGAAUUUUAACGACGGACAUCGUAAUAACCACGGAAUUUCGCGCGCUACCGUUUUCCGAUUUAUGCGAAUAAAACUCUUUUGGUUCCAUAAAUAUGCUCGGAAUUCGAGGCGGAAAAACGCGGACAGACAUAUAAUCGUGAUUUAUUAUUUAUAAAAAUUAAUACAGUUUCCGAUUUAAGUCUAUAUCAAAACAUCGAGCUCUGCUCAGAAUCGCUUUACGUUACCAAUGGUCCGUCGUCGAUAUAAAUUAAUAACUAUCCCGUACACGUAUUGUACGUGUACGUUCCCCACUACCCACCAACAACACCGACAAGUUUUGCUAUAUUCGUGUACAAUUGUCGUGUUAUUAAUCACGUUGAUGUUUUUUCGUUCCGCAGGAUCGGCUAGCCGGGCAUGGUACAGUCGCGUCGAUCGGUGGCGGCGGGGGCGGCGGUAGUGGUGGCGGCGGGGGUGGAGGAGGAGGCGGUGGCGGUGGCGGAGGUGGCGGCGGUGGUUCGUCGCCGUUCAGCCCGCACCACCAUCACCACCAUCACCAUCACCGGAACACGACGCCCACCAACGCCGGCUCCAACAUGGGUCACCACCAGGACUUCCAGCCGCCGUACUUCCCGCCGCCGUUCCCACCGGCCCACCAUCACCAUCAGCCGGCCACCGGCAACGCGUCCUCGCCGUCCGCCAUGGACUACAUCAACGAUCCGUAUUCGCAGACGCUCAACAGCCUGCACCAGAGCGCCCAGGCCGCCGCGGCCGCGCACCACUACAAUCAGCUGACCGUGGCCGCCGUGUCCGUGGGCCAGCGGCACGAUGCCCUCCGGCGUUCCGACUCCGAUUCCAUACACGUGGUGAGCUUAAACGCAACAAUAUAAUAUUAUUAUAAUGUAGACCGUAGUUUUCAAAAGUAGAUAGUAAAUGGGAUAUUAUGUAGUGGGGCGUACCCGGGGAUUUUCAACGUGAAGGGAUGUACGACAAAUACGAAUCGGGAAUAAAGAGUAAAAUCGUCUUCUAUACCUGACUGUGGGAAUCGGUAGGUAAUUUAGAGACCGGAUUCUAAAAAAAAAAAAAAGCCAAUUUCUAAUCGAUAUAUACGUCAAGCUUUUCCUCGUAACUUGGCUGAAAUUUAUGCGUUUCGAUAUUAGAUCACUCAUAUUUGAUUGUAUUUUUAAACCAACGAGGAGAAUAUGACCUCUAUUAUCCUCCCUCCCAACACAACUGUAUAGGAUAUUAGAAUAAUAAGUGGAUAGUUAAAAAAAAAAAAAACGAGCGGCUUUAAAACGUCGCAUUACCGCAAUGUCGCCCCUAUUUUCGGGAUUGUGAAACCACUCGUCAUUUUCGGUUUUCAAACAGUAACCUAUAUUGCAUAAUCGAUAGACGCGGAUCAUUAUUAAUUUAAAUUUAUUAUUUUUUUGUUAAAAUUUUUGAAAUUUCCGUCGGCCCUCUGACGAGAUAUAUUACGCUUUUAAAUUCGGGUGUAGGGGAAGAAUACCGGCCCCGCGCUGCCACAUUAAUGAUGUGCCGCUGCUCAUCCCCUACCCGUACUUAUCAGUGUAAUAUCUCGUCAGAGGGUCGACGGGAAUUUAGAAUAUGUCGACGCCGGAAACGCGCGUAGUUAAACCGAGAAUCGAAAGCGAAGAAAAUGAUUUCGCCUUCAAAGCUGAAGACGGUAACGGCUGCUAUUGUUUCGCGAAAUUUCCGAAUAAGAAAAAAAUCCGAAUAAAAAUAAUUAACUAUAAUUUCCUGUGUAGAAAACCGCAGCGUAUCGCCGAGGAUCGACCGCGCAUCUCGAUACGGACACCGUCGUAUCGUAGGUCCCCGGUACUUGCCCGCCCACGUGUACCCGACCGCGGUUUCUCGCUCGCGGAGCGCGAACUCCUCGGCCGGACGCGGCGUUCGGAUCUCUGCGCGCCCGGCACCUGUUCCCCCCCCCCCCGAGCAAAUAACAGACGCCGCCGUCGACCGAGAGAGUACCGCGCGUACUCUUUUGCGCUACGGUAAUGUUGUUACGUACGUUCACACGGUUUCCGAAACGUUUCGUCGCGAAUGUGCCGGCAGUACUCGCGGCCACGUCCGGCGCGGGUUCGACAGUCGGCGGGCAAAGCGCCCGUCAAUUACGCUAUAUUACUAUCAUUGUCGUUAUUAUCGUUAUGUGCGCGCGGAGGUCAACGGUUUCCGUCGAAAAUUCCAUCAAACCGCCGCCGCGGCCAUUGUUUUCGGCGCGGUCGGAUUCUCGCGGACGACGACGUUAACGUUAUCGGCGUAAUACGGACGGUGUACGCGCGGCGCGCACUGUACGCCGUACACGUGUGCGUUGUACGCGUACGCACGUGCGAAACGUACGUAAAUUACGCGGCGACGGCGACGCCGCCGGAACGAACGCGUCGUGUCUUGCCGUCGUAAGCGCGGCGGCGGCGCGGCCACGGCGGGCGGCUCGCUUCCGAUCUAUCAGCCGGCGGCCGCGUAGGCGAAUCGAACGUGCGCGUACGCUCUCGUUUAGUAACGGCAACAGCGACGACGAACGACAAUAGCGCGGCGUCAACCGCGCGCGCGGACGGCGAAAUCGGACGCGCGUUCACGCGAUCCAAACGUACACGCGCGAUAAUAUUGUUACGAUAAUAUUUCGUGUCGUACGCGCGGCGCGUUAUUGCUGCGGCCCGGCGGUUCGGAACGUGGGAGGCGCGCGCCGCGGACAAAACGGCCGACGACUAUCGCGUCGGAAUCGCGCGGCCGCCCGCGAUAACGACAGUAAUAAUAAUAACAGCAAUAAUAAUAUAUCGUUAUUGUUAUUUGUGCUGUCGCGCCGUUUAUCGUUUAUCGAUUUACCGGACCGAUCGAUCACGCGCUCGAAAACGAUAAUAAUAACAAUAAUAAUGUUACGACAAGACUGCAGCGGCGGCGUUGCGGAGCGCGCCGAAAACGUCGUGACCCCGCGGCCCGGAUAAAAAAUUGAUUCGCGCGACCUAACCUCGCGGCCGCCGCCGAAAAUUUGUCACGAUCCCGUAUCCGGUACACGACGAUUUACGCGUGACAUUAUUAUAAUUAUAAUAAUAAAUAAUAAUAAUAAUAAUCGACCUUUACGCGGGUUGUUUCCGCAAAGGCCUUGUUGAACACUCCCACGUCCAAACGAAUAGCUUUUGUAGACAGAUGCGAUUUCGUGUACGCACUGCCUUCGUGAGGGGGAGGAGUGUCCUACUAUUUGUCAUGUUCAAAUUUACCCGGUUUUUUUUCCCCGAAACUAUAUUAAUAGUAUACAUAGUUGAAUUCAUAUAUAUAUAUAUGUAUAUACAUAUGUAUAUAUAAAGUGAACGGAAAAUUAUUUGUCCGUCCGCCGGUGACGGUGCUCAGUUCACGCGGGCCCGUUUUUUUUUUUUUUUUUUCGUUCGCCCGUUGUCGUCGCGCGGAUUCGCACGCGCCCGCGUCUUUUCGGCGAACGUUUUUUUUUUUCUCUUAUUCGCCCGACGACGGUUUUUUCCUCGCGUAAUCGCGUGUAUCAAAUACCGCGGCGAAUCGCGGCCCGGUCACGGUAAUGGUAUAAUAACGGCCGGCGUACGAGGUAUACACGCCGUAUACGCCGCACGCGCGCGCCCGGUGUCGCGUGUACCGCGCGCGACGACGUAAAUUAUUCGCACGCGGAAACGCGUUCAACGAUAAUCGUAAUAAUAAUAAUAAUAAUAAUGGUAACUAUUGCCCGCACGGUCGUGUAUUUUACGUGGUCGGUUUUUUUUUUUCUUUUCCUCUCUGUUUUCCGCCGGUUUUUUCCCUCCGCCGCAGCGUUUACGGACUCGCCCGGCGGUAUUGGCCGCCACCGGCCUGACCCCCGCCCCACAGCGCGGUACGCGUAUACCGCGUAUACCGCGUAUACCGCGUAUGGUAUUAUAAUAUUGCCCGAGCCGCCCGAUAAAAACGACUCCGAGCACGCCACGCGCCGUGGCGGGGGGGCGCCCCGUCGCAGACCGCGCCCCGGAAUCGCCGCGCCGUGUUACAUUAUUUAUGUAUUUAUAAAACCGCGUAAUCUCUCCGACUGCCGGGAAAUUCAUUUUUAUUAUCUCGUCUCCGGCGCGCAACAACAGUAAUAAUAAUGUCGCCCCGCCGAGCGCGUCCGCGUGACCCGACCGACCGGGCCCCCCGUGAUCGCGACUUUGACCCGUAAAAGGACUUGAGAAGAAAAAAAAAGCCAGCCGUUUCGACGGUACGGUAGCGUAGCCGGCGAAACCGAGAAUACCGCACUGUGUGCGUGAGUCGUAUUGUCCCCCGGGCCGCUUUAAUGGGCCGGAUCGAAUUUUCCGAGCGUAAUACAAAUCCAGUCGUAUUGCCCGUGACUCGGCACGCGCAGUCCAGUUUGCGUGUCCGCCGAGCGCGAGCGUUCACACCCUACCCCCCAUUUUCUGCUCGAAUCAGUGCCGGGGCAAGAGAACUCGCGUCGCAACGGUUUUCGACCUUCCCGGGGACCAACCGUUCGCGUUCAGUCAGAUAUAGGCGCCCGUCGGGAAGCUUCCCGGGAACACGGGAAUGAAAACGGCAUGUUUGAAUUGAAAAUGUACGAUAAAUAAAAGGUUCGUAGUUGGGCUGCCGAAAACGCAAAGAAAUAAUGUAAUAAAAUUAUAAUACGUACAGUUACAGUUAAUAAUAUGUAUAAAACUCGCGAAUUCCGUUUGCGAUCGCCCCGUUUGACCCGACGAACGUACCCGUGCACGUAUACGUUACUGUCGGCGACAACGAUUAAUCGGAUCGCGCGGUUUUUUGACGUAUACUCUUGCCUGUUUAUUAUUAUUGUGCUACAGCACGGUGGACAUAAUGUCUGUCGUAUUUGUCGAAUCGCACGCCGGGUCGUCGGGGUCCGCGGGGUCGUAAGCCGGUCGUGUCGAAACCGUACAAUCUCGUGCCGUGCCCCGCGCAUAAUAUAAGUACAAUAUUAUUGUAAUAUUACGCGUGUGGGACCGGUUUUUUAUUUUUUUUUUUUUUAGCGAUCCGGUGUCCGUAUGUGCUAUAACCGCGCGAUCAGUGUACGGUACUGCGGUACUGUUGUCGAAACGCGGUUGUUCAUCUGAUAAUAGCUCGAAAACGUCAGUAUAUUUGUGAAAAUCGCACCGCCCCGAACGAGCGUUAAUGCGGAUAAUAUCCGAUGAAACUUUCUGGUCUCUGCGGCUAUUUUUCACCGGGAUUACGACGAGAAAACAAAGUCUAAAUCGACAGAAACCGUUAUUGCGUAAAUAUUUCCCCCCCCUCUCCUCAUUGUUAGACAGCUACAAGGAAAAUCGCAAACAGACCUCUUGUUCGAUUGCGAGAAAUAUGUACCGAAAAUAGCUGAAAUCGACUCUCAGGUUGACCAACCGUAGAGCAAGUUAGUUGUUUACCGGUCGGAAAAUCGGUUACCAGAAAAAAAAGCACGCGUCGUAGUUCGACGAAUUCGUAUUUCGACAACAAAUACAAGAGAGAGCAAGCGAAAAGUGGCAACUGGCGAAGUGUGUUUGGAUGUUUGUCGGUAGAAAAGGAAGUAGAGUACAAACGGUCGCGUGUUAUUCGGAACAAUUAUGGGUUCCCGACAAACAUCGUCACCGGUUCACGUCCGGUCCCGAACGAUUUUUCUCUCGGUUCUCGGUGGCGGUUCUUUCAUUGUUUUUUUGAUCGCGGUAACGAUAGAAUCGCAAUCGACUCACAGCGCGGAAACGACGAUUCGUUUGACCCGCCCGAAAUCUUAAACAGCCGGCCACGAAAGUACGCAUUUUAAACACUCUAUAGACGGAUUCAGGUUUUGUGUUGACCGCGCGGCGGGGAAUUGAUUUUUACCGCGACUUUCGAUUACUGUUCUUAUUGCGUGACGUCCCUGCAGGCCGCGCCGUGACGAAUUACGCACCGCGCGUUGAACGCCGACAAUCGCCGCUUACGGCCGAACGACAACCGGCGCGGUGCGUUACGCGCGCAGCCGCGACGCGCAACGCAAACCCGGACCAUACUCGUCUGCGAAAAGUGUGCGGCGCGCGUACGAAAGGCGAUUAUCGGCGCGCGGAGGCCGCGGGGAAAACCGUCCCGGCGUCGGUGCUGCCGCGGCGGUAAUAAGCCGCCGAGAUGAGACAGUUGAACGACGGUGCGCCGUUUAUCCGCGGCGGACUGUGCCGCGGCGCGUACGGUUCCGGGGCCCGCGGACCGGCCGCCGAGACGACGGACAACAUUACGCGCGUCGUUAUCGUUGUUAAAAGUUAUUGAUACGCGCGCGCGACGAAGACGACACGGUAUCCAUUGUCCGCCGCGGUAUAUCCGUGCGCGCGCGAGCACGUAACCGCGGACGGGAGUUAAUUAAAACGUGCGCCGCGGUAUACGCGCGCUCUCGUGAAAUCGUCCGGAUAGGUGUGUAUUUCAUUUUUAACGAGAGACAGACAGCGCGCGUGUGUGUAUGUGUGUGUGUGUAUGUGUGUAUGUGUGUGUGUGUGUGUGAGAGAGAGAGAGAAUGAGUGAGAGGGAGAGAGACCGAAAGACCCGCCGCCCCCCGGUAAUUAAUAAUAAUACACACGCGUAUGUGCGGCACACGGAGAUAUCCGAUACACCGGGCACAUUCGUGUAUCGAUAUAACAGCGGCAGCAGCCCCGUUAAUGGGGCCCGAGGAAAUCGAUUCGACCGCUUUCGUCGUGAAAAGUGGGCGUCGCUAUUGUAUUAAAAAUAUGCGUGUACGCAUUAUAUGUAUAGCCGCUGCCGGUCGGACGGUCGGUCGGUCGGUAUAUUCAUUUUUAUUUUUUUUUUCUAAUUACGCGUGUCGACGGGAUUUUCGUCAACACGAAAGUCUUAGAAAGCGCGGACGUUCGGCCUAUAGAAUCGAAUUAGAAAAAAAAAAAAAACUGCAAUUAUUUACAUUAUAUUGUUCCCCGCGGAUGACGGCGAGGAAUAAAUGCGCAGUGUCGUACACGAGAACACGAUAUUAUCAUUUAUUGUUGGUACCGUCGAUCAGCAAAAACACAUUACCCCGAGAUUAACAGCCGACGUUCGGAUAAGGUCACCAUAACUAUGUACGAAAAUGAAUUACAGCGAAACAAAGUCGAUUAUAACACCCCCCCUCCCCCUUCCCUCCCAUUAUUAGGAAAAUCACCGAGAAAAAUCGAAAAAUUACCACCGCGAUGCACCGACAGCUUCACAUAAUUUGCUACCGCAAAAACUAUACGUUCUAAUGUCGAUAAUCUGAAUAAGAUUUCCGGUAGAAAAAUUCUGUCAGUAAAAAAAAAAGCAUCGCGUAAAACCUGCAACAUAAUUUGUAUUAGUGGUUCGCCGUUGAAAGUAUGUUUAUUAUUAUGGUGUGGCGGUUUUUCAAAUCAAAACGUUGUAGUGGUUUCACCCCUUCCCCAACUAUAUAAAAAACAAGGAAAAUACGAACGACGAAAUUGAAUGUGUAGCGGGUAUUGUUGUUUAUUAAGUUACCCAAUACGAAAAUCCCUCCUAAAAAUAAAAAAAAAUGUCAAUACUUAAUCCGAAAUAGUGAAUCCGUUAAUCUGAAAUGGAAUAUUCUGCCGUUAGCUCCUCGUGAUAUUAUCUCAACGUCGCGAAUCGCUUAACAUUCUCGUGGGGUAAUACUCGAUUUCGAAAACACGUCCGCGGGAAAAUUACGCGUCAUCUCGUACAUAAUACAAUUCGCGUCAAUUUGUCGCGGUGUAAAUCGACUACAGCCAUUAUUGUCCGGGUGUAGUUUUAGGUUCUGAGUGGAUCGAAGGAGCUCGAGGGUCUUACAAAGGUGUUUAUUUUUCAAUUUGUUUUUUUCCGCGGACAACUCUUGCUCCGGCCCACAUUGAUAUUAACUUUUCCAAAAGCAUUUCCCGUCGGAAUGGCACUUUAGAGUGGUCAUUUUUCGAAUUUCUCGGGAUGUUUCUCAACGAAUCUCUCUUGUUGCGGAUUUCGACGCGCGCGGCUACUGUUAACACGUGAAUAGCAUAACGCGACGCGAACUCUGGCGCAGCGUAAAUUUAAUAUCGCGGUGCGACGGCCGUAACGCACAUACGCACGCGGAAACCCCGCCGUCCGUUUUCGGCCGCGUUCAACCCCUCGCCAGGGCGGAUCGUUUUUAAGACUGUACGCGUAUUAAUAAUAAUAUUGUAAAACACGGGGCGGCGGAGGCACACAUUCUCUGCGCCGGGAAUUCCGACGCACGUCCGCAUUCCGAACGUUUUAAUUAUGUUGCGCCCGACGACGGCGACGAAGACGAAGGCGAUGUUACGGGUACAUUAUAAAAUUAUUAUUACACGAAAACGAUUUUUACGGUAUUAAUAUAAAACAUCGUUAUUGUUAUCGACGGGCCCGCCGCCGCCGCCGCCGUCGUGUUAUUGAGCGAUAUUGUUAUUUUAAUUUCGGACGAGAUUUCGCGGAAUGCGGGAAAAUUCGAAUUUUUAUACGCGACACAAGACGUUUUAAUAUCAUAUAAUACGUCAAAUUUCCCCGUCCCGCCCCGGGCCCCCGAAGUAAACCAUACUGUAAUAAUAUUACCCGUGCGCCGGUGAGCGUGCGGGGAGGAGGGGCGGGUGAGGGGGCAGCGAUAAACACACGCAACGAUAUUGCAACGCUGUUGUUAUUAUGUUUAUAUCGUACAAUAAUAAUUGCGUUAUUUUCGAUACGAGAUGUUGCGUUGUUAUUAUGUAUAUACGUAUGAUAUUAUAGCAGACGUGUGCUCGGUGUACGCAUUGUUUUACGAAAAUUCUCCGGGCGACCGGUCAGGCCCAAAUAUUUAAUAAUUCGAGGGGUUCGAAAGCGGCGGCGGCGGCGGAAUUCAUUUCCGAAAUACGAGAAACUCGCGCGGUCGACUUUCACGCACGCGCGCGCAUUUUAUACGCUUUUAAUCGUUCCGAAAUUGAAAUGUUAUUUUAUAACGCUCGUAUUCCGUAAAAACAUUGCCGUAUAAAUGCGCAAGACGAUUGACACGACGCAAAACGCUCGCAUUAUAAUACCGGAAAGUAUUUAUUGUUAUUGUUGUGUUAUUUUUCUCGAAGUCGUUGAAAAUUAAAGAAAACAAGCACGGUUACGAUGUAAAAUGUCAUUGUUUUACCGUCGUUUUUUUUUUUUUUGUCGCCCUUAUUUCCGGCGGUGAAACCGCUACCCCUUUUUCGGUUUUCAACUAGCCUUUUUUUAUUGAACAUUUUCAGUUUAAACAAAUGUUGAUGUUGAAAUAUUUAAUUUCCGCCGACGGGAUAUUCAACGUCUAAGUUUGACGGUUUGUGGAUAACCGAAGAACAGCGGAACAUAUAAUUUACGUGUGGCGGCGCAAUACACGUCGUUUGAACGAGUGCUCCACUCGAUUAUUACCCGAUCCACAAAACAUCAAACUUAAAAUUGACGGGUUGACGGGGAAAUUAAAAAUGCAACGUCAAAAUACAGCCAAGUUACAAGGAUUUAAGAAGUUACUGGUUUAUCGCAUACAAAUUGGCAGCGUUGAGACUUAUCUCGAUACAAAUAUUAUUAUCUAUUGACUAUUAUCUUAUAUAGAUUAAAAUCUACUGGUCAUUUUUCGAAACAUAAGUUAUCUAUAUAUUCAUUCAUCAAUAGAUAAAUUUUUAUCUAACAUAUAUUUAUUAAAUAUUAUAGUAUACAUAUUUUUACAACUUGUAAUUGUGUACCUCAGAACCAGACGAACACGAGUUACAUUAUUUUUUUAAAAAAAAAAAAAACUAAAAGAUGGGGCCAGUUUCUUGUCAUAUAUCAGGACUUACGCUCGUAUAACUCUGGUAAAAUUAUGAGAGGCGUAUUUUUAACAGACUUCCGUUAUCAUGGCUCGAUGGAAAACAUGUGUUAAAUGAAAUAAAAAAUAAUCUGAAUAAUAUUUUUUGGACUUACGUUCGCCUGGUUCUGAGGUACAGAAUUAUUGUUGAAUGUCUGUAUACAUAUACAUAAUACAUUACGUCGAUUAACGAUACGAAAUAAAUUUCUAAAAAAAUGUUAAUCAACACCUUUUAUCCCGCUGACCCUAUACAUUUUUACGCCGAUUACGCGUCGGUCGAACGCCCGCCGCCGUUUCGUGUAUAAAUAAACGUAAUCAUUUUUUCCUUUUUCCUUAUAAUAUUCUUUAAUCGACGCCGCCGCCGCCGCCGUCGUGCCAUAGCGUCACGAUAAUCGUACACGCGGUGUUAUUCGACACAUUUUUCUUUUCUUUUUCUUUUUUUUUUCUCUCUUAUCCUUCAAUAUAAAUACCGACUCCGAUAAAUAUUGUCCUAUAAAUAUUGUAUAAUACAGGGUAUAGGUAUUAUACUCGAUUUUUAUCUUUAUCCAUACGCAUCGCGUGAUAUUAUAAUAUCUCUCCGGAUGAUUAACGGCUAUACGAACGCGCGUAUAUUACGAUAAUAUAAUAUACGAGUGUACCGGCGACACGUUAUUUUUAUUAUGCUAUUAUUAUAUUAUACCGUUUCUAGUAUUUUAUAUAAUAGUAUAUGUUACUCGGCCGAGAAACUGGUCGUGAAAAAUCACACCGCCGCGCGUCGUAGUCGUCGUCGAGUUUUCUCGUAUGAAAUACGACAUUUUUUCCGUUUUUUUUUUCCCCUGUCGUUUCCCUUAAAUAAUAUAAUUUAUUAAAAUAUAAACAGACGUAUAUGUGAAUUGUGCAUUUUUCUAGAAAUAAUCGUCGCGCAUGUUAUAAGCGAUUAUAACGUUUUGCGCGUUAAAUUUACUACGCGAGCGCUACAUGCGCAAACGAAAUCCGUUCUCGUUUUAACUACCGCGUUUAGAUAAUCAUUAUAAUAAUAAAAAAAAAAAAAAACAAGGCGGCCCGCUUUAUAAACGUCACACGACUUGUAUAUAGAAUGUUCAAAAUGAAACGUUUUCGAAGAAAUUUCUACGGGGUGAGGAGGGCGGUAGGAGGGGUGCGCCGCUGCAUCUUUCGUCACAACAACAGCCAAAAACACCGACAUCGACGACACUGCACGUGAGCGUGCGGCCCAUUGUUUUACGGUUGUAGAUAUCGUACGGGCGCAGGACACUGGUCGGUUUCGCAUACUAUGCGACGGGCAAGACCGGAGAAAAAAAUGAAUACGUAUACGUAUACAGCCGGCAUCUAUACCUGAUUUAUAAGUUAAAAAAAAAACCGAACCGACACAAACAAACGAAAAAAAAAUCACGAAAGAACUUUCACGGACUGUUAUUUCUGCCCUUCCGUACGCCACGUCGCCGUCAUAUCGGGACGUCGUCGUUUAGUAUUAUUAAUAUCGAAUAUAAUAAUAAAAAGACCGCGACCGAUUUAGGCUUGGUAAACUCGUAAAGGUAUAUAAUAUACUCAAUACCUAUUAUAGGUAUAUAUUAUAAUAUAUUAGUAAACACACACACACAAAACAGGACCGGAUCCGUGUUCGGAGCACUAAUAACAAUAAUUAUUAUUAUAGUCGAUGUACGGGGAGGGGACGGGGGAACUGGUGUUCCGUUUUUUUUUUUUUUUUUUUUUUUUUAUGCAUUUAUACAUAGGGACCUCUCGGAUCUAGGUUAUUCGUACGUAGUACGUAUAAAUAUAUAUAAAUAAACGUAUAUUAUAAGAGACGUCGUCGUUCCUUAACGAGAGUUUUGUGCUGGUAGUUGCGCUUCUGCGGCCCAUAUAUAUGUAUAUCGAAAACCUCUCCCAUAUCUGGUUACAAGACCCGUAAUUAUAACCGACCGCCGAAAAAACCGAAUAAAAAAAAAAAACGCCACUAAUUUCUACGUACUCACACUGUAUGUAUACUACACUAUAUACUUAUUACUACCGUACUCUGACGAUUAAUCAAAUUCGAAUGAUCGGCGGCUGCGGCGGCACCGAUACACCUAAUACGUAUAAUACGACGAUAGUGUAUAGCGAUACGUAUAAGUAUACUCUCGCUCGUCGCAACAGUUUAAAAUCAGUUGUGUGCGUUUUUUUGGUUUUUUUUUUUUUUUACGGGCUUGUGUGCAUUAUAAACGCAAUAAACUGUAUAAUAUUAUAUGUUUUUCCUCGUAUUUACUACAAUAUAGUAAUAAUAAUGUAUACGAGCGCCAGUUUGUUGUUUAGUUUUAUUAUUAUUAUAUAGGCGCGUAAUAUCGUUUGUGACGUAAAUAUAUCGCUGUAUAAUAUGUGAUAGUAAAAAACAAUUUCAAAAAAGAGAAAACCGUCGGCGAUCGGUCGUCGUGUAAACAUUUUUAAAAAAAAAAAAACGCAAUGUUUGUUAUUCGAUUUUUUAAUUAUUUUUUUUAUCGAACGAUAAAUCCGCGACGUAAUAUUGGUACAAACGCGUGUAAUAUACGUAUUAAUAUAACAUCGAUAAAAAAAAAGUGACAUAAUUGAACGCGCGCUCGAUUAAAUACCUAAUCGGAAAAAAAAACUAAUUAAUAUCAUGCUAUGGAAUAAAAACUCUCGUAUAUAAUACAUAUAAUAUCAAAUCGAUGCAACUGCACAUACUGCAGCAGCAGUGUAUAUAUAGUGCAGUAGUGGACCAAAAAGAAACCGGAAUGAUGUCUAUAGUAGUAAUUUAGACGUCCGAGGAGCAUAUAACAACAAAUUGUUCACGACUUCUUUAUACUCGUGUAACGACGACGUGACUAUACACGAUAAUAUUAUGUACAAAAAAAAAAUGAUAUAAAACCAAGACGCUGCGGUAGACGCACAGUACGACAUAUCGUCGGGGUGGGGCUAGCUAAAUUGUGUACUGCACUGAAGUUUUUAACGGUUGAAUGUACGGUUCUACUAGAAUUUUGUAAAAAUCUUAUUGGUUUUUCAAAUGCACAAAAUAUAACCGUCCAUCUUAUUUAUUGAAUAAGUCAGAAAUUACUCGAAGAAACUAAACUCGUAAAAAAAUAUAUGAUUUUGUUAAAUAUUUCUUACGUCGUUGUAAUCAAAAUACCUGUUCGUUCAAAAACCAAACUAAAUAAUUAAAUCAAUACAUAUAGGUAACUUUGCAGAUUUCUUCAUAUGUCAGCACUUUUAUACUAUUAUCAGUUUAUUUCAUUCGAAAUAUGAAUAGAUUUUAAAAUGUCCAUUUUGUUGUAGUUAUUAUACUUAAUGUGAGUAGUUUUAGUGUUUGAAACCAGGUAUUUAUUUUCUGUUGAAACUUCUGAAAGACACUACUCCUUGUCGCUACCGCAAAAUAUUAUGUUCGAAAUGUAACUUCAUUGGGAAAGAGAUUUGUAGGAGUGAACAGCGAUUAAAGAAAAUACCCUCCUUCCGCAAUUACGCGCUUUUAGAUUCAUAUGCAUUCCACCAGUAAAACAACAGGACUCUAUUAUUACCAGGUUUUAGCUCAUUCGGUCCGGAGAGAACUACUAGAAUAAGUGUCUUUAAUUAAUAGUGGAAUUGAGAUAUAUGAUAAUAUAUAGGUACCUAAUAUUGUAUGUACGAUCAACUUUGGAAAAAUUUAAAAAAAAAAAAAAAAAAAACCUAUCGAAAAUCGGAAAUUAACAAUAAGUCAUCACACUCUUUACGGAUUGUUCGUCGUUAAAACUAUAACACUAUUUGAUCGAGUUUUGAUAGUUGUAUUAUUAAAAAAAAAAAUUAAUGAUUUUUCAACUUGAUUCUGCAAUACCAAUAAUAAUGAAUACGUGUCGUUUUACAGGGUAACAUGCAUCCGUCUUUCCCGUACGAAAGCGGCCGUUCUCGAGGCGGAGAGUACGGUUCGGGCGUCGGCGGCGUCCGCGGACGGGGCGACGUGCUCGUCCAGUCGCACCCCGGCCUGGAAGACUCGCUGGUCCUGCACAAUGCCCUGUCCAGCGUGGUGGAAGAAGCUCAGGUGAAUACGCCGUUUUUGGUCAAUAAUAUUCUAAUAUAAUUAAUAAUUCACACGGUACACACCGCGGAGAAUUGGGAAAAAUAUCGUCAAAAAACGGUUUCGCGGUCGUGUUUAUACGCGUAGUAUUAACGAGCCCCGCGGGAGUGCUCGGGACACGCCCCCGCGAGAAAGGGUUGAACCGGUCGUUACCGCGGUCGAUUGCCGGUCGUGUUUAAAUGCAUAUAAUAUAUAGGUACGCAUAAUAAUAUAAUAAUACGUGUAAACCGCCCAACGGCGUCCGGAGGGUGGUGAAAAUCGUAAGAAAAAAAAACAACGUGUCGCAGCACCACGUCGUCAUUUCGAUACUUUUGCACCGUGUACGUAUAUAAUUGGCAUUUCGACGUGUGUUUUUUAAUAAUAACUUCCCCCUUUGCCCCCGUGUACAGUAUCGAGCGAAAUAAAAACGUGUCGUGUUCAUUUUUUUAAAUUUAUUUCAUCGUAUACGGUAGAUUAAGCUGUUAUCAUCGGUCCAGAUAUUAUAGACGAGCGGUUGUAAAGUCUUUACACCUUUUCUAUAUCCGCAAAAAUAAACAGACUGCAGUCUGAUAUCGUAUUAAUAUUCUGCGUUGAUAACAGGCGAAAACCGGAUGCCGCCGUUUCUAUUAAAACGUGCUUACCACGACGAAUGUCACUAAUGAUCAGAGUUCGGGACUAAUAGCGCAAACAUGGAUUUUAAAAACUCAUUAUAAGCCCUUUAGGUGUUAGAAUGAAAAUUUAAAAAAAAAAACCAAAAAACUAAUUUAAAAAAAAAUUUUGUUUGAAAAUAAAGCACUUUCUUAUUUUUUGAUUAGAAUUCUUGAAUCUUUUUACAACUACACUUGUAGUUUUAAUAACUAUGCUCGGUAUUGGCCUAUGCCUAGCUAUGCCCGAAAUGACAUCUAGAUAAAAUACCUAACAAAAACAAACAAGUACGCGUUGCAUAAUAUAACACAAAGGUAAAUUAUUUAAAAUUCAUAGAAGUGAAGAAAAAUCUGAGUGUUCUGCAGCGACUUACAAUAAAUAAAAACAAAGUAUAAAAUAUGCAAAAAAAAAAAAAAAAACGAUUAAAAUUGCAUACUUAAACAUUUUGUCUACUAUAUUAUACCCACGAUUGAAAUAUACCAGGUUAUUGCAUAUACGACCGUACGUUAUCAAAUCGAAAAACAUAAUGACGGGUUAAACUGUGUUGUACUGUUAUCACAUAGCCUCACCGUUAUGUGUAUUAUGUGAUACGUGCCCAGCCAUGUGGUUAUAUCGUUGUAAUUAUGAUGUUUAUUCGCGUUUCUAUAAACAGUCGACCCUCGAUAAUUUAAACCUUCGAUAAUUCCAAAUUUUCGGCGAUUCGAAGUAAACGCCUGUUCCCUUAGAAAAAUCUCACGGUAAUUCGAAUAAAAACAUCGCAUUUUUAAGUACACUCGGUAGUUCGUAGUAACAUUUUAGGGAAAACUACAGCCGCCAACACGCGACAAUUAGAAUUUUCAUCCGUUCAACGCUCGGCAAUUCGAACAUUUGUAUUCGUUAAAUGUAUUUUUGAUAAUCUUAUCGUUAAUAAUUUAAUUUGCCAUUACAUACGUUCAGCUUAUUAUUUCCGAUAGCCAUCGAAUUAUUGUAGUCGUAGGUACGAUGACGUUUAACACACAAUACGUUUGAUAGAAAAAAAAAAGAGCCAUAAAUAGUUGUGAUACUGCCGAAUUCGACGAAACAUUUAAUAAUUGUAACGAGUUUUUUUUUUUUUCAUUACUCGGUAAUUCAAAUUGUUUUUUUCGUCCUCCCGGUUAAUUCGAUAGUUUGCACACAAGUGCCGAGUGUCGAGUGUCGACUGUUUGUAUAUUACACGUGGGUUAUUACGCUGCGGGUUUUUUUUUUUAAUAAGUUGUUUUUUUUUAAUUUUAUAAUUUUAAAACGGUCGAAGGGGUGAGGAGGGGGGGGGGGUACUAGUUCAAAAGCCCGGCGUGUGUUCCGAUAUCAUGAUGAUGCCAUAACUGCCUAACUUUUAUUCGACAGUUUAUUAUUUUCCACCGACUUCCGACUCGGUCAAACGGACCGCGUCUACAUCCACGCGAACGAGUGCCCUCCCGCCCGGCGCCGACGUCGACGACGAAUGAUUGAUGAGUUAACGACCGCGCGCGAUCCGAUGAUGGUUUUUAAUUACACGCACAAAGCGAACGCGGCGCCGACCGCCGCGAUUUACCGUAGGAAUUUUCUCCCGAAUACGCAACACCGGCACCGCCACCAGAGUCCCCCGUGCGCUCGUUUGUAUUUUUAUCCCGUCUCGUCUACAUACAGCCUCUGUAACUGACCGUCGUUUCUUUUCGAGCAUUUUUUUUUUUUUUUUUAUUUCGUUCACUGAACGAGAACCCACUCGUACACGCACACCGACAGUACGCCGAAUUCCGUGAUUUUUAUGAUUCUCGUCGAAAUGUACAACUCUUCCUAGACGCUUAUUAUAAAAAUAAAUUCUAAAAUUGCGUAGUGUCGUACAGGAAAUUGGAUUUCCGUGACGCGUUUUUUUUUCAAAAGCCGAACAAUAAUUUCGUCCGCGUAAAACUGAAUAGAAACCUCGAGAAUUUCCAACGGCCGUAAGAAAAUGUCAAGUCUACGAAUAUUUUCAUUGAAUGGCAACAGAAAAAAAAAAAAAAAAUCGAAAAUAACAGAAAUCGAUCGGGGUUUUCGUAUUAGAACCCCGUGUUGUAUUUACUAAAACUUGUUAUUUCAACAUAUUUCAGUAUCUAAAUAAAUGGUUGAAAUACGAAAUGUAGUCUAUAUUAUGCGUUAUUAUACCGUUUUUGAAACGGGGUAUUCUCGACGGGAUAUGGUUCGCGGCCAAUUCGUUCGAAUCCCGUAAACCGAAAUUCCCCCCCCCCCCCAUCCGUCGAACCCGGUUUAUAACCGCCGCCUAGUGUUAUCGGGAUUCAAACGAACACGAAUAUACGAUAUCAAUUAUUAUAUUGUUAUUGGCAACGGACAAUUUGAUAGGUUUUCUAUACAUUAUACCGGGACACUCCUCCGCCGAAAACCUACCGGUAUUCUUGCGCACAGUGAAAAGUCAUUUAAACGUGUGUGUGUGUGUGUGUGUGUGUGUGCGCGCGCGCGCUCGCGUCGGACGGCUCCCGAGAUACGGCAGCGUUUUAAUUUUUUAUUUUUUUUUUAUUCUAAUCGGGCGUGCCCCGCAUAACUCGUUAUACGUACGUCCCCGAAAUAAUAAUAAUAUAAAAAAAAAAAAUAAUAAUAAUAAUAAUAAUAAUAAUAGACGCACACGUAGCCGCGUACCUAUACGGUAAUAUAAAUCCGAAAUACGCGUUUUGUGUUCCCCCCCCAUUCCUCCUCCCCGUAAGUGGCCUUUUGCGUUCGAUUUAUCUCCGGGCCGCCGCGAUCAAUAGUAAUUAUUUAUUAUCGACCUAACCUAUACAUAUGUAUAAAUAUAUAUACACGCGCGCGUAUCUCGUAGAUAUUAUAUUAUAAUAAUAAUAAAAAAAAAAAAAAAAAAAAUUAAAAAACGUUAUAUUAUAUAGUGUAUUAUACUAUACUUUUUACGAUAUUAUUUCGUGACGGCGUAUUAUAUUAUUAUAAUUAUUUACAAUGUUAUACAUAUAUAUGCGCGUGUGCGGACGCGAAGACGAUUCCGUUAAUAACGAUUUAAUAUACAUUAUAACGAUAAUCACGGUUGUUUUUUUUUUUUCGAUUUUUUCGUAUAACAUAACGAUACAAUAUCGUAUUAUACAGUGGCGAUCGUCGUCGUCGUUAUAAUGAAUAUUAUCGUGUACACGGGCGCACGAGGAGAAUAAUAUAAUAAUAUUAUAUUCCUUAUAAAUUAUAAUAUACGUACGCUCGCAAUCAAAGCGACCUGCAGUAGCCGUCGUCCGCGCAUGAUAUUAUGAAUACACGCUCUACCGGCAAACCGUGUAAUUAUUAUUAUAUUGGAUGUUACACGAAUACGAAUAUUUCGAUAUUACUGAAACGCUUAUUAUUAUUAUCUAUAGGCGCGCACACCGCGCGUAUUAUUAUUACGAUAUAUUUAUAUUUUAUUUCGUUUUUUUUUUUUUUUUUUUUUUUUUUCUUAACAGGAACACAACGUGGACGACAGCAGUUCGUUUAUGAACGAUUUGCCGCUACUGAAACGUGAGUACACCCACUGUACGUACAUAAUAUAAUUAUAACAAUAAUAACGAUAAUAUAAUUUAUAAUAAUCAGUGACGAGUUUUAUCUGCGAGACGGGGUGUUUAGAUACGUGCAUUUUUAAUCUUAUACAAUUACAUACCUCGUGUAUAGGCGAGAAAUAAUCCGUAAUAAAUAAUAAGUUUUCGUUCGUAACUCGCGUCGUUAUUAAUAAUAAAUGGGUAAAAUAUUAAUUGAUUUAUACCGUCUUAACGAACUAAAUAUUAAUUUAACAUUAUAAUAUUACGCGAAUCGCGCGGCUUUCGUGAAAUCUAAACGCGUAUCGAUUCCGGGGUACACUUUUACCGCCAUUAAUACUCUCUGUGAAUCUUGAUGAUUAUCAAUCUUAACUACAAUCUUGUUCAAUGCCUACGUUGUUUUUUGUUCUUCAAUCGUCACUCUUUCGGUUUAAAAACCAUAUCAAUGAUGUUCGGCGUGGGUAUAUUGACGUUUUGCAUUUCACUAUUACUACAAUUUCACAAUAUGAUUAAGAAUAUUCUCUCCGCGGAUGUCCUUCGCGGAAAUAUUCUCUAGAGAAUAUUAUAACAAUACAAACAAAUACGAGUAAUAUAUUUUAUUUUUUUUUAUUUUUUAUUAAAUCAUUUAUGCUACAAUAUUAUAUAUUUCGCAGUAAUAUUUAUGUGAAGAGGGCCUAUUUUCGAGUUCAUCGAAUUUGGGCCCCGGGGCCCACUGCAGAACCCGUACUCGAGAACGCCUCCGAGAUUUGUAUACGAACACGCGUGGCGACGGCGACGACGUCAUUUUCACCAGGACAUUCGAUUAUGUUUUUCGAUUAUGCGUCCCGAAUCAUUUCGCUUACACUCGAUUAUCGUUUUCGCGCCGAAUAUUCCGAUUAUAUUAUUAAUAGUAAUAAUUUUCCCUCUUCGGAUGUUUUUUUUUUUUUUUUCUGGGGGGCGUGAGUAUAUUUCCGCGCGGCGCAGCUCCUCGGAGGUGGAAAAUCGCGCCGCCCGUUGUCCCCUCGUGGUUAUCCGUCGCUGAUUGGCCGGCCGGCGGGGCCAAUAACGGGGGAGGGGGGAGGAAAAAAAAAUAAUACCGAAAUACAUAUCGAAAAAGUUCGACGUCCCGCUGACGUCGCUCAGCCGCCGUCGAGGGUCCUUUGGCCGCCGCCGGCCCCCGGGGCCCGAGGUUCCCAGGUGCUCGGUGCGCGCGAUUUUCGACUCGGCCGAACCCAUUCGGAUACAAUAAUUAUUAUUAUUUCGUUAAAACCGAUAACGCGCCAUCUCGAGAACACAUAAUACGAUUAUGAUAUAGUAAUAAUAAUAAUAAUAAUAAUAUUAGCGCUAUAGACGCCGCCGCCGUGUUCCGGUCGGAUGAUUACUUUUAUAAUAAAUCUGUAUGCAUUUUUAUUUUAUUUCCCCCCCCCCCGCGACUUUACAGGCUAACCGGGCGCCCUCGGGGCUGCGGCGGCGGCCGGUUUCCCGCUCAUAUAUUAUAACGAACGUUCGGUUUUCCGAGAGAAUGAAAAAAAAAAAAAUAAUAAUAAUAAUAAUAAUAGCACUCGUACGAAAAUCGACAGACUCGCGGCGGGAACGGGGCUCGUCGUCUGGAACGUGAUUUCGUGAUCGUUACGUUUACGCGUGUGCGGACGGCGGCGGCGGCGGCGGUUAUUUUCACCGCGCGUUAUUAUUGCGCCGCGUCCCCUCGAUAAUGAACGCCGGAGUCUCGUCGGAUGUUCCGCGGCGACCGCGACUUCUCGAAUAAUCACGUAUUCCGAAUAUCCGCGAACGGCGCCGUUAAUUCCGGUAGCGCAUGCACGGUGUAUAACGAUAACGCGCUCUCGUAACAACCGAAAUAAUGGCGGCGCGCGCGCGUCCGCGAGUGCGCGUACGGUCGUUUUAUUCGCGUCGCGAAGAACACGCGGCGCGAGAGCCGACGGUACGCGACAAUAAUAAUGACGAUCAUUGCGACCCACUGUCGUUUACGGUAUCCGUUUGUGGCGCGCCGCCGCCAGUGUGCGUCGAAUGCGUAUUUAUAUCCCGUCCCCCGUGCCGCCGCCCGCAUUUUUUCUCCCGCGCGUUGUUCCGGCGCAACACGGAGACCCGCACGACCAUAAUUGUAAUUACGUCAAUUAUCAUAAAAUUUCGCGCUGUACGCUCGCAAACUGUGUGACGGUGUUGACGUACGACCGCAGUGCAGUCGACACCGCGGGUCGCGAAAAUCGAAACGCGUUCGCAGGUUACACGUCCCCGUUGGACAAUUAAAUAAACUGGCCGCUCAGAACGCGCGUUCCCGUAAUUCGGUUUGCGAGCCGCUACAGUUAAUGGACGGUGUAUCGUAUUUCGCCCCGCGAUAAAUAUUAUCGUGUAAUCCUCGCAAUACUGCAAUUCAAUAGUGCACGCUAUGGCCCGUGUCACACUUUGCGGAUCGCCCGACUUCGGACCGAACAAAACUAUAAAAUAUAGUAUAGUACUUCGGACUUUGGGCAACGAAACGCCCGACAAUUCGGGUAUUGUCCGGUUACGCAAUACAAUAUUACAAUGUAAAAUUGGUCGCUACGCGUUUGCUGUCAAUAUAUAAUAAUAAUUUGUGUAACUCUCGUGUAACGCCUGUGAGCGCAUAGCGAUGGUGUUAAAUACUAUUAAUAUAUUGUUAGGAUUUUGGAGCGAAAUAAGUGCCCCCCCCCCAUAAACUUCAGUCAAAUACGCCCCUGGUAUACACUAUAUUAUUAUUGUAUCGUUUCGGGGAACAAACAUUGUAUUGUAUUUUACACGACGUCUUUGGGUCUUGGGCGCGCGCCCAGCGAUGUUUGCCUGGGCGGUGUUUUUAUUAUUUUUAUAAUAUUAUAGGUUUUUUUUCUCCUCCCGAUUUCCGCUUCCCGCCGCGUUUUCACGCCUCGACCUAUUGUGGUGCGCGUGGACUCUCUGUGUGUGUGUAUUUUUUUUUCGGUCUUCUAUUUGAAGGGGGAGGGGGUGCCCGGGAAGGGCGUCUACCGGUAACGGCCCCGGAAAAACACCACGACGACGGCAACGUACACGUAUGUAUACGGCUAAUUUGGGGUGUGCCGUAUGUGUAGUACACGAACAUCUGUUGUAUUCGCGAAUUUUUACUUGUGCGCUUUCCAUUGUUACUCGCGUAAAAAACAACACACGAAAAAAAAAUAGUCGCUCGCCCUUUACGCGCAACAGUAUAUUAUGUGAACCGGCCGCGAAAAGGCGGAUUUCGACGCGGUGAUUAUGUAUAAUGCAUAUUAUAAUAAUAUUAUUUAUACAGUCGAAGCGGACGUGUCCCCGUGUUCGAUUAUACGCCGAUCGAUUAUUAUUAUUAUUAUUAUUGUUAUUAGUAGUAGUAGUACCUAUAGAGUUUAAUUGUCACCUCCGGCCGAAACGGGGGAAAAAAUGGCUAAAUGUUCGAACGGUUAUAGGCAAACGAACGAUCGCACGUACCGAAUCCCCCGUCGUAAUUGUCGAUUUUAAGUCAAAGUUCCUCUGCCGUCUGGUGAAAAGGAUUUCUAGCUCGUCACCGCAAAAUUCUCAGUUUGAGUAUACUAUAAUAAAGUGCACACGCGGCCGAUCAAAUUUCUGACGCGAACAAACCGUCCUAUCAAUACGGAACUCUGCGCCUAUACAAACGCUCAGUUCGCUGUAUUUUAUAUAACACGUUUUUCUAUCGCAAUAUAGCUAUAUAGCUAGGCUAGGGUUUUUAACGCGAACGUUUAAAAAAAUCAAAUCACUAUAAUGACGAUAUUUCCAUGUUUUAUGUGUUAUAGGUAUGUCCACGACGCCGUCGGACGUGUUUUGCAGCGUACCCGGUCGGUUGUCGUUGCUCAGCUCCACGUCCAAGUACAAAGUGACCGUCGGCGAAGUCCAACGCAGGCUAUCGCCUCCGGAAUGUUUGAACGCGUCUCUGUUAGGCGGCGUGCUCAGAAGGUAAAGAACGAUUUCAUUUCUUUCCCCUUGCUCCCUGCUGUUUCCCCCCCCCCACGAAAAUUGUUGUGCGCAUAGCCGCGACCCGUUCGGCUUGUAACGUGUUUUUUUCGUAAUAUAAUAACGAAUUUAACGAAUAUAAUAUACGAAAACACACGAAAAAACGUGACCGACUAAUCGGCCGCUAUACAGCUACUGCCGCAGCAGCAGUUUAGCAUUAAUACGCAUAUAGAUUGGGCAAAAAGUGAAAACGACCGGCCACAUUAUUUUCAGAAUAAUUUCGAGUAAAACACGAUUGCAAAUAGGCCGGUAAAAUUGUAUACUUCCGCGGUGCACGACUAUAUAGAUUUAAACCGCUAAAAAAUCGACUGGAUCGAUUACAAUAUCUCAUAAAAUCGCGCUGUGAAUUAAAAAACGUGUUGCAUUUUACGAGCUCAGUGACCCCCGGAUGAAGGGAUAUUGACUCGUAUAAAAAAAAAAAAAAAUUAUAUUAUAAUUUUACAAGUACAAAAUGCGUUAAAUAAUAUACAAAUGCGAAUACGACGGCGUGUAGGUCAUUUAUUAUUAUUUUUUUUUUUUAAUAUCAUAAACAACGUUUUUUUUUUAUUAAUUUUAUUAAACGUAAUAAAUUCUUUAAGAUCUUUAAGAUUUACGAUCGGUUUUAAAUACGAUCCCCAUACGCGACGGUGGCGGUGGAGAAUGAGCUUUCCAUAUUAUAAUACUCAGCGCGUCACCAGAAAACACUUGUUGUAUGGCACUGUGAUAUAAACACUAAAAUAAAACCACGCGGUACACCCUAAAAAUUCACUUAACGCGUUUUUAUAAUACCUACUUGUAUAAUAUAUAUCAUAUAACAGAUAGGUAAAUAUAAAUUUCUUAAAUCGUAAAAAAAAAAAACUCAAAACCUUUAUUUCGCGGUUUUAACGACGGUCGUUGAGGUUUUUUUUUAAUCAUUUUACGCCUAUGAGACACGGGUAUAUACUUACAAAUUUAUAGUCUACUAUAUACCUCUAUUAUAUAGUUGUCCUACGCGUGUCGAGACGAACAGAAUACGCGCAAUAAAAAAAAUAAUAAUCGCCGGGAAGUGAAUACCACUGGGCGAGAUAGCGAGAGCUUUCGUUUAAGGGCUAAAACGAUAAAAUGUUUUCGUUUCUGUUUGUUUUAAUAUUGAAACUCGAGUGUAAUGCCGCUAAAUUUAAGCGAAAAUAAUCAUCGGCUAUAAACUGUCAAAUAUCAAAACUUAUAGUUUUGUAAAAAUUUACCAAAUCGAAUUUGAUAUUGAUUCUUGAUAGGAAAUCGACGGGAAAAAUCGAUUGAUGCUGUCAGAAUCAAUCAACGCGAGCGUGUUCCGCGGAAAAAUGCGGAGACUGAAAAUCUAAAAAUUACAUUUUUGCACAUGUGACAUCUAUAGACAUCUAUUGCUGAUGGUCAUUUGAAACGUUCCAUUUAAUUCGUAGACAAAAACGUGCGUAUAGUGAUGGUCCUCCCGCAGGUCGCAGGAUAUUCUACAUUACACGAAGUAUUUACUAUUGUGUUGAAAACUGGUUUACUGCGCAUUAUACACUCGAAUGGAAACGAAACAAAUUCGUAAUAAUGUAUUAUUAAUAUAUAAAUUAAUUAAUUAAUUAAUGCGUCGUCUGGAGAAUUAUGGUAUGUGUAUUGUACGCGACCGGUUUCCAAUUAAAUUUAAUCAUCAGGUAAAAUCGCACGCUCAAAAAUUAAAACGUGACUGAAAAUGAAAAAUAAAUGACAGAAUACAUAGAGAGAAAAAAAUUGUACAAAUUGGUCGUUUUACGUAGAAAUAAUUUACUUUAACAGGAGUAGCGAUUAUUUAAAAUGAGUUAUUAUUAGGCACAGACAUGUUAAGAAAUAUAAAUUAUUUGGUCAUUAUUUAUCAUCCAAAAUGUAUUGAUAUAAGAUAUUAUUUUUAAAAUCGGUUUUUACAUUUAAAAUAUUGAUAAAUUAUUUUUCUUUAUUUCGUUGUGUAUGUGUAAUUAUUUUUCUAUAACCGAAUUAAUGUAAAUGUUAUUUUAUGUAUUUAUAUGUCUAAAGGUCUGUAUUAACAUCAAAACUUAUGCUAUGGUUAUUUUCUAAAACAUGUUUAGCGAAAUUUGAAUAACCAUUUAAUGUAAUUUUGUUUUUACUUUAUUAUUCUAUUAAUAUAUUAUGAUGAUAUACCAUCACGUGUACCACUAAAACCGAAAUACAAAUAACAACUUGUAUUAAUUCCAGCGUAAUUUAUAACGAAAAGAUUCACGAUUUUCAAUAAUUUUUUUAAUUUCUGUAUAAUUUAUAUACGCAACAAUAUAAUACAGCAGUUAAAAAUAUCAAUAUAAUAUAAAAUGCAUUAUAUAGGGCGCCGGACUUUAAAUAUUCUGUCGAAAAAACAUUGGGAACACCGCUGCUAUUGCCCGUGUUUAAAAAACAUAGAACGGCUUAUUAUUUCCGUAAAGGUAACAUUUUAAUAAACCCUAAUAUGGAAAGUAUAAUUAUUCAAAUUUAAUGUAUCAAAGAACUAACCGUGGGGAGACGCCUCGUGAAAAAAUUUCGAUUCUUAUCCUAAUGAAUGACAUCGGCGACACGUGCGUUCAGAACGUAUCGUAACACGUUUUUAUAUUUAUUCCAUUUUGUUUUACUGACCGUGCGCUCAUAAAUAUUCAUUUACCAGCGCGGUGAGUAUAGAAUGGGCCGAAAUUCGACUGGUUUUUUGUUCAUUCAUAAUAAUAUAAUAUUUAUCUCACCGUGAUGAAUGAAAAUUGAAUAUAUUAAUAUGUUCAAUCCCGCGCUCGAAAAUGUUACGAGCAUGUAUUCAAUUCUCUUUCCUACAAUAUACUCCUGUAAAUAUUAAUACGGAUCAUCUAUACUGUUUGGCUUUUCUGCACGAAAUUGCGCCCGAAAUUCCCCGUGUUUUCCGUAAAACCUAUAACUAAGGAAAAUUAUUAUGAUCUAAUUUAUUUAUUAUUAUUAUUUUUUUUUUCAGGGCGAAAUCCAAAAACGGCGGUCGACUGUUGCGCGAAAAGCUCGAAAAGAUCGGUCUCAACCUGCCCGCCGGACGGAGAAAGGCCGCGAACGUAACGCUCCUCACGUCGCUCGUCGAAGGUACGUGGUUUUUGUUUUUCUUAUAAUACAAAAGGUUUUAGUGUAUGUUUUUGUUGCCAAUGCAAAUAAGAAAUCAAGAAAGAUGAAAAAAAAAAAAACGAAUUUAGGGGAUAAACUAUAUUGAAAAUGUCGAUAAAUUGUUUUGCAUAAGAAAUUUAAACGGAAAUUUCGCAUCUUUUAUUAAACUACGCGAAAAAAUCGGAGCAUUUAAAACUGAUUAGAGAAAAAAAAAAACCGAAAUAUAAAAGCGAUUUUUUUGAAAACUUGUUGGAAAUUUCGAAAAAUCUACGAUUAAUCAGCGUCUUUUGAGGUACGGCAUAAACGAAAAAAAUCUCAGUAUUUUUAUACUUGGCAUGAAAUCGAGCAGAGUCCAAUGGACCUCUAUAUCGUGUUUACACAAUGGUUUCAAAUACAUAAUUUGUCAGUGUUUUAAUACAGAUAAAUAAAGGUAAAAACAUGCUCAUUUUUACUGAGUUUUCUGUUCAACCCGGAUUUUUUACUCCCCUAUAGUUUCGUUUAAAUAAUUUCGUCUUUGUACCCUACACUUUUCUUGGUUCUUGGUUUUGUUAUCUGAUCUACUUGUCGCGUCAAUCGUCGCCGGGGCUUGAGGCGAUGUGAAUCCGGGCGUAUAUAGCGUUGAUAACAAGACUCGAGAGUUCACCGAUGCGAAAUUCGAAAUCGCUUUUCUCGCUCAUGUCGAACAUUUAUAUUGCUUUUUCAAAACACGUUUUCAAUAAUAAUUUCGGCGCGCAUCAAGCAGCUUUUCCAACGCUACAGUUUCGAGCCCGCGAACCCUGCGAACCGCUUAUAGUACGACCCGCGUCGACGUUUGCGCACAGCUCUUCGUCAAGUGGCCGUCGCGGCGCGCCCGCGACAAAUAUCCCCGCGACCACACGAACACGGCGCGACGCGCUGACGCCGGUGCCGUGUGACGUCACGCGCCGCGGCGGCCGUCGCUGCCGUCUCGUCACACGGACGCCGGCAAGCGAACAACGGUGUUCCGGCGGGAAACGCGUUACGCCGGCGGCCCCGCGGACACUUGCGGCAUGGAUGUUUCGCGUGUUUCCCGCGCCGGUGCACAGUGUACAAUACUAUAAUAUCGCGUAAUAUAAUAACGUGUACGGCGUGUAAGAACGUGCCCCGUCCGAGCGCGCGUAAUUAGCGUUUGCGGUCGUCCGUUUCGCUCGCGCCGUCGUCACGCGCCCCGGCCGUCGACGCCGAGCGGCCGGAUUUUUCUCGCGCCCGGAAUUCCGCGGUCCGCGGACAAUCGAAUCCGCCUGGAAACGCACGCACUCGUACUAUGCGCGUGUGCGCGCGCAUUCCGUAAAUCUCCCGUUCUUUAUUUUUCACGGGGGUCACCGGCCGUCACUAUGCGUCUGCAGGACCGUCCCGUCGCACCACCGCCCGUCCUCGCGACUUCUACCCGCGCCAGCCGCUCCGUUCAGCCGCUCGGGGGGACAAACCGUUUGCGGAUCCCGCGCCACGUCUCCGCCGGACCUGUAGGCGUUUUAUUUCGAGUUCUCUCUUCCGUUGCCCCGCGUGAAAAUCGUUUCUGACUCCCUUCCGAACGCGAUCUGCCCGCCGUAACGUUCCACCGUACACUGGACUGUAACGCCAUGAUGAUAAUACGUUAUUUGUGUUGCUGGAAAGGCGUCUUCCCAACUGUAACCCGCGGAGACGCGGCGCGCGAGCGAUCGGACCGUUUUCACUGACCGGAAGGCGGGAGGGGCGGUGUAACAAUCGCGCGCGCCUUUGUAAACCUAAUAGCUUCUUAUUCGCUAUAUUAUACGCGCUCGUGUACUAUCUCGAGUAGAAAUAUUCAGAAAAUUUCAAGGUGGCGGCGGGGCGGAGAGGAAUGAAUGGUGGGAGGGGGGAGAGGAGGGAAUGUUCGAACGAAAAUCGCCCGUCUCGCGUAUCGUCUAGGCACGCGUAUUAUAUUACAAUCUGACUCGUCGUCGUCGUCGUGAUUGACUCGUUACCCUCGACGCAUUCUGCGUAGAAAAAAAAAAAAAAAUCCGCGGAGGAAUAAAACGUAUCGCGGACAAUCGGGACGUGAAGGCGCAAGUGGCCGGCGGCAGUGGCGGUGUACCGCGGGAUAUUAACGCGGGUUUUGCAUCGCAUUGCAUAUUCAACGGUGUCCAGCGCUCGGGUCGCGCGACAACAGGUGUCGGCGUCGGCGAAUAAGAAACGGUUUUGCGCGGUUGAUUUACGGCCGGACGACGGGGCCGCAACAAUGGGUCUCGGCGGCGUCGCGAGGUGUAAAAGUAAAAAAUAUAAAUAGCCGGGGGAAAAAAUAAAAAAAAAAAACCAAAUAGAAUGAAAAAAAAAAAAAAAAAAAAACAAACCCGCGGGGGAAAAAAAAGGCGACUGCGCGCGCGUGAAUAUUGUUAUAUUAUACAGAUAGGCAUUAUAGCGGUGGAUGAAGUAGAUUCAACUGCGAUCGCAAUCGCCGCGCGCGAGCAUAUAACGUAUACCUAUACUCGUACGAUAAUAUAAUAAUAUUAUAAUAUCGCGCCCGUACGCGUUUUAAUCGACACGCGCGUGUACCGCGGUCACUCGUCUUUCAGAGACUUGUCGAAAAAAUUGAAAAAUAAAAAACAACCGUUUUUAUACGGUAAAAUCGCGUACGUUUGUGUUUGCACCUCAUCAUAGCUGGCUGUCCCGCGCGGCGUUGCCGGUCACAAAUUGGUAAAUUCGCCUGGGUGGCGCUAGCGCAUCACUUCCACUGUUUCCCCCACUUUCGCCGUAACCCUCUUCCGACCGUCAACCAAAUGCGCAUAUUCUGUCUUUAAUAAUGCUACUGGAAAUCUCUAGAGCUAUGUAUAAUUAUACUCGUCCGAUUUCGGCGAAACGUAUAGUGGAUAUCAUAGUAACCUUCCGGCGGUGAUGAAGAAUCAAAAACGAAAGAAAAUACGCGGACAGAGACGGUUCGGGCUUGACGUGAGAAGAGUGGCGACAGGAAUCAGAAGCUGUAAGAAUGAUAGUGAAAAUAAACGUAGGGGGAAAUAGAGGAAUACCGAAAAGAUUUGGUGGGGUGUGAUUGAGAAUGAUACGAGGACAACAGUCAAUAUACGGAGUCAGAGAUGGAGUCGAGCGGGAGUUUACGACGAGGGCGGCCCGACCUCGAACAAUUUCCGGGAUAAAGGCGGAGGAGGAAAAGAAGAGAAAAAUCGUCGAAUUCGGUCGAUAAGUAAUUGUUACGUGAUUUUCGCUAACAACCGUUUGUUGUAUAUUUCUCGAGUACGCAUAAUAUUUAUUCGACAGAUUUUCAUAACAAAAAAAAAAAAAAAAUUGCACGCGAUAACAGCCGGCUGUUACCGUAGUUUCAUUUGUUUCGAGCGUACGAAUAGGCCGUGAAAACCGUUGGCCGGGCACACACGAUGCACCGUGUUAUGUUCACGCGACUAUAUUAUAAUAGCAGGUACAGGAUAUUCGGGUUCGGGCGGCCGCAGAGAAUCAAAUGCGUUUUAAAAAUAAAAAUCGCGCCGAUGUCCGCAGUUAAUAAAGCGCGCGCAGUGUAUAACGUAAUAUUACUACGAAAACACAAAAAAAAAAAAAAAAAAAAAAAAAAAAAAAACAAUAAUAAAUAAAUGAUAAUCACGGGUUUGGGUGCGCAUCACGCAGACCAGCGCGCGUUAGGAGCUCAUUGUGCGUACUUACGGACGCGCUUUGCGACACGCCUCGCCGCUCAUUGUUAUUCCCGGGUGUACCCGCUAAUAAUAACAAUCAUAAUAAUAUGUAACGACGGUAGUUAACGAACGUUUAAAAUGGUAUUUAUUCUUCGGAAGUCGUCGUUUUGUCGCCGGGCGCACGCACGUCCGCAGUCGACCGAGACCGCGGGUCGCGUGCGCCCGUUUUUUGCGCACGGUUUUUUUUUUUUUUUUUUUCUAUUCGCUCCGUCCCGAAAUAAUAUCGACUCGAUCUACCGCGUCGUAUUUUUCAUUGUCUAGUGUAGCGGGGCGUCGGUUCGAUUUUUUAUUUUUUAUCGCUGGUGCCAAAGUGUUCGCAUGGCCGUUUCAAAUCGUUACCAGGCCACGAUUGUGGAUACCUUUUUUUUUUCUUCUUCUUCUUUUGCCUUCUCUGCCAAUUAUACGCGGUUGACCACCAAUUGUUUCCUACACGUCCAUAGUGAUCUUAAAUACUAACUCAAUAUAUGUAUAGAUAUGUCGGAGCUUAUAUUUUAUUUGGCAGGCCAAAGAAGACGUUUUAAAAACAGUUGAUGCGAAUGCACACCCUGCACCCCAAACGACGUCCCUGCUCUCGUUUCUGCUCUAUUUUUUUUUUUUUUUUUGUCUGCCGUCUGCGACUUUAUCUUAUACAACACGGUCCCGCGGUCUCGCCCACGAGUGAAAAAAACGACUUCAUAGGCGACCGAUGUACAUGCGGUAUUGGAGUACCGAAAGAAGAAACUCGGCAGCCGUACGCCGGUAGAGGACGAAUUACACCGAUUGACCCGUGAAAUGACGUAGAAAUGACGUUGAAAUUAGUUUCGAAUAUUUGUUCGUGCCAUCACAUACUGUGCGCGUAUUCAUCACACAAUUCACGACACACACGAAUUGUGUUUCAUGGGUUGAUCGAUAACAUUUUUUUCCGGAUUUACUCGGUAAAUCGGUCACCGUCUGAUCGAAUCGUCUGUAACCGUGUCUCAGUAUCGUACAGCACAGUUCUCAAUCGUGUCUCCGGUCCGCAUCUACUUUUCGAUCUUUCUCUCCUUCCCAUCCUCUCGCGUUUCGCGUCCAUUCGUAACGUCUUAUUAACUGCCAGUCACGCCGGUCCGUUUUGUGCAUUUUCACCGGUGCUGUUAUACAUACACGAGUAUGCAUACGCACGGUGGUGUUCUGCGUUGGCCGCCCCGUACGUUCGCCGAAAAGACGGUCUCAGCGCGCGGCAGUUUUCGCGGUAUUAGCGCGUUCGAAAAAGAAAACCGAAAAAACCACGUCGUCGUACAGUAAAUAAUUGACGGAAAUCGCGUAUAAUAUCUCGCCGUGCGAAAAUUACGAUCUCGCGCGUCUCCCGUCGGUGGCCGCGACGCGUUUUUUAUUAUUAUUAUCUAUAAACGAAUGAUAAUACGUAUCGUGUAGUGCCGUGUCGAUCGAUGGCCGCCGAUCUGAUUUCCCGUUACGAUAGAAUUAUUAACCUACUUUUUUGUCGCAGCCUCCGCUAAUAAUAAUAAUAAUGAUAUUAUUAUUAUUAUUAUAAUCUACGCGCUCGACCUCGGCGGCGCGUUAUCAUUAUCAUUAUUAUUGUUAUUUCGAUACACAUAUUUUAUAUAAUCUCCCCGCGCGCGCGCGCAAAUAUUGUAUGCGAUAUAUUUUAUACGAAUACGAUUAAGAUUAUUAUUAUUAUUAUUAUUAUUAUUAUUGUUGUUGUUGUUGUUGUUAAUUUAACAAUAUACAUAUAUAAAUAAUAUUAUAUUGUGCGAGAUAGACGCGAUGUUGUGUUAUACAGGUGUAGAUAGGUUAGACGACGACGGUGGGAGUAUCGACGGCUAUAUGGACCGCGGCGGUGCGGCUGCCGGCUGAGAUCGAAAUUAGAAUACAUUUUUUUUUUUUUUUUUCGGGUCGUUAUCCGUACGCGCAUUAUUAUUAGGUAUUAUUAUUAUUCUCUUUUUUUUUUUUUUCUAGAACAAUAGCAAACCGCACACAGAAUAGAAAGCCGCGAGAAUAUAUAUGUAUAUUUCUUUUAUUUUAUUUUUUUUUUUUUUAUUAUUAUUCACACACACACACACACACACACACUGCAGUUCGAUAUACAUAGAUAUAUACCUUGGGCUUUUUAAUACACAUUAUAUUAUUAUUAUCGUCGUCGAGAAUCCGAUUUGUGUAGGUAUACGCGCAUACAUAAAAGAUAUUAUAUAUACGAGCGCAUUGCGCAAGAACAAACUAUAAACCGCAUUGUUUUGACCAAUGGCGGGAAAUUCGUCACGGAUUACGCGCUUUCCGAACGCCGCCCCUCGGUGGCCCUCUCCCGUCUCCGUUCCUCUCGCGUACUUACCAUUAUAGAUAUAUGAAAAAAAAAAAGAAAGAAUAGUUUUACUACCGCACAAACGCUGUUCGCUUAUUAUUAUCAUUAUUAUUGCAGUUAUUGUGAUCGACGCGUAUUAUUAUCAUUAUUCAACAUUUACAGGCGAUGGUAUUUGCACUGAUAAUUAUUAUUACCGCGUUGGUAGCCCUACCCCUCACGUCCGGAUUGAUAACACAUCACGGCCACCCCUUGAUUGAUAACGACACUUUUAUUCGUACACUUCCAGUACCGUGGUCUUGUGUUAUUAUAUUUCGGUCGAAAAACCGCCGAUCGAUCACAUUAUUAUUAACGGUAUCGAUCCAUUCUCUCGACCUUCCGUCGCACUAUACGUACACCAUCGGUGUAUCGGAUCGAACGCAGUGAUGCCUCGUGAAAUCGAAAGAGAAAAAAAAACAGUUCCGGGAUGUUGGUGUAUUAAAUAGCGCCUAGUUUGAUUUUUUUUUUUUUUUUCCGAUAACCGAUAUAAUUAUACCUGAUAUUCGAAACUGACAACCGUGAGCCGUUUUUGAAAUCGUGUAACUCCCAAUAAAUAUUGAUCGAUUGAAAACGGUUUUAGUCGGGAACACUUUUUAUCGUAUCUUCCAACGAUAUUAGACGUUUUUCUCCAAAAGUGUUAUGUGGAUCGGCUAAAAAAAGGUUUUUGACGAAUCACCGAGGAUAUCCGUACACAAUGCAGUAAAACUUUCAUACAAGGGCACGGGAAAAAAUGAUCGCUGUUUAGAUGCGACCGUCCUUCGGAGGUGUCCCGUAGACGCGUACCGCUUGACGGGGCCAAAAAACACGGGGCGAGCAACGUAAACGCGCAACGGCACUUACCAUCUCGCGGAAAGUAUUUUUCCGGAAUAUUUGAUUGAAUUUUUUUUUUUGAUUUUCAAACGAAGACCCACGCACGCCGCACGAUUACUCACGUCGAACCGGUCCGCGAACCGCAGACGAAGUUUCCGGGCUCCGGCGUCGGCAAUUUCCGGGGGGAUUCCGAUCAACGGCCGCGCUGUAAACAACGCGUAUUGCCGCCGCCGCGAACAUUAUGGACCGCCGGCCGACCGGGGUCCGCUCCCCCCCUCCCCCCGGCAGCGCGCCGACGGAUUUCCAGUUCCGGCCGGGCGGCGCGGCCCGCGGUGAAAACGGCACUUGUUCGCGCGAGCCAAUUAAUUCCCGGCGUGUAACGCCGCGUUAGGCGUAUUUUCUCGGUUCGUUUUUCGGCGGGCACCGCGCCUGCCGUGCCGGUCGCCGCGCGCGCCCACACCGUGCCGCGGGGUCGCGCGGCGCGCGUGAGAAAACGCGCCGCGCGGCAGACACGCCGCAAGCGGCCGCGAAAAACCGGAAAUUCCGGACGCGGACGCGCGCCGCGCGCCGUAGCGGUACCGGUGUGUGUUGCACGCGGGUCGUACGAGCGUUAUCAAUGAGAGCCGGCGCGUGUGCGUGCAUGCGCACACGCCCACGACCGGUAUACUACCGCCCGUGUACGUACACAUUAUGUACACGUGUUAUAGUGCGCGGGCUAUGUGCCCGGUUUUUAGGGUCACCCGCCGCAAUUUGACCUCCCGCAGCAGGCGCGCAACGUGUCCCACGGCCGUAUAAUACAACUUUCGGCCUCCGGGUCUCCCGCGUCGGAUUUCACUCGGUCCGCUAUUUUAUCGUUAUUAUUUUCGAUUUUUUUUUUUUUUUCGAAAUUCUUAGAGUAUAUUACAAUGUUAUGGCGAUAGCGAGGAAUGCGUCAGAGGGGGGGGGGCGGCUGUGACGAUGUACGUCGCGUUGUGACGGUAGCGAGUUUUUUUCUGUAAAGUCGCGGCGGCGUUUACGGGCGGACGUCGUUUUUUUCGAGUUUCUCUGUACAGCUUACCGAAUAACGGCGGAGAACCGAGAAAAACCUGCGGGACGACCGGAAUAUUCACACGAUAAUACGGUUUCCGGUAGUUGUCUUUUUUAGUAACUAUCAAUAAAAAUGACACGUUUCCAAAAACUUCCCGGGAGAACAGUAUACUCAGUACCCGUAAAUAGGAAUCAGAAUUCUGUCGAGACAACAGCGUUAUCCGUGUUUGUACGUUGGAUUUUUUGCAAGAUCACAAGCACAAUCGUUUUUAUUAACAAUAUCGAUUUCUUUUUUUUUAAUAGUUUUCUAAGGAUUUCACAAAUUGAUUGAGUUGAAGUAGGUAAACACUGACAUACAAACACAGAUCGUAGUAAAGACUUGCAAUUAGCACCGAAUAGUUGUCAAAAUGAAUACAAUAUGGUGAUUUGAAACGCAAAUUGAUCCACACGUGUUUAACCGGACCGCGCUCAGAAUCGUAUUUCGUUUCGCGAUAUUUUAUCGUUGCAGCGUGCGGAUAUGAACGCCAUAUUAUAACGCCCCCUAAUAUUUAUCUUAACCAUCCACACUUUUCCUCGCCCACGACGACGCUGGCUCGCCCGUUAUGUAUACGUCCAGUUAUUUAUUAUCGCUAUUUUUUUAAAUUUAAUUUCGUUUUUUUUUUUCCGCCUUUCCUUUACAACUCCUGUCCGCUGCGACGUUACCGUGUUUAUCGCACCGGGCCCCGAAAAAAUGCCGUCAAACGCGGCGCCGCGCCCCCGAAUUUGUACGCAAAUAAUAAUAUUAAAGUUAUACGACCGAUUAAAAUAUAAUGUUUACGAGUAUAUUACGAGACUGUUUCGGUGUUUUUUUUUUUUUUUUUUAAUUUUUUUUAUUCGCGCAUAAAUCAUACAAUCGCGUAUAAUAAUAUUAUAGUUUACGAUUAUAUGCCGGUCACGGUCCGUAUUAUUAUUAUUUUCGUUCGGUUUCUCCGCCGCUCCCUGUGCGCGGACUCGAAAAAAAAAAACGGUACCGCGGACGUGUCGCCGCAACCGCGUUAUCUCGCCUCGUUAACAUAAAUAAAUAAAAAAAAAAAAAACAAACUACUUGGCGAAUUGUUGUUAUUACUCCGUCCGUAUGUAACCGCGGUGCGCCAAUUAUUGUCGUCCGGAAACGGUUUUUCCGCGAACCCGAAUAACGUCACGUCCGGCAUUUGGUCGAAUAUUAAUUUAUUUUAAAUAUUCACGUAUUUAAUAUCGUUAAAAAAAAAAAAAAAAACUUUCUUUCUAGUAAAAUUUACUGAGACGCGUAUUAAUAGAUACGUGAUAAUUUUCAUAUAUAACGAGUAUAAAAACGGUAAAUUAUUAUUUUUUCUGUUUCGUCACUUGCGAUACUCGCCACGCGAUACUGCCACCUUAUAAAAGUGAAUUAUUCCAACAUCUUCGAGUCGAUACAUAUUCGUUAUUUUUCUCAACAAAAAAUUGCUCGAAUCGCCUACACGUGACCCCUUAAAUAUUGGGACUGUGUAGUCAUAUUUUAUUUUUAUUUUUAAUAAUCGCCAUGAUAUGUGCACACGUCGUGGUGCGCGUUUAUUAUUGUUUACUAUCCCCGAGAAACCAGUUCCGCGCACAAUAUUAUUAUAAUCACACGUUCUCUCCUAUAUGGCCGAUGCGUAUUAUGUCUGGUAUACCCGUUCGCGCGUUAUACCAGCUUAUUAAACACGAAACGCGUAUAAUAUUUUGACCGUACACCGGAGACGCGAUAUCCGCAUGUGCCGUCUCUCCGUCUUACAAACGUAUACGACGCAGUAGAUUUCCGUUAGACAGUGACGACUUUGUGCAGUCGGUUUUCAUGUUAAAGCGAAUUAAUCAAAUUUCUAAACACGGGACCAUUGCUGUUGUGCAACGUUGCCACUAUUUUUUCGAUGUUUUAAUUUUUAAAUCCGAUACAGACGCGAUAUUAAAUCGCGAAAUCGCGCGUCCUCGUAUCUCUUAUGAACGUGUGAAGUAUCGAUAAAAUAACGCCGGCGUGGCACGAAUAAUGCAGUUCAUACCUUUGAGUUUUAGGUCGAUUCACUCCGAUAUCAAAGCCAACAGCGCAAUGUUGUUCGUGCUGGACGCGAAUUCGCUAUGUCGCGCGUUUGUAAGACGAAUAAAACACAAUCACGCCCUCUUAAAGUCUCGGCCAUAGGCGUGUCUACAAAGCGGGAGGGGGUAGGAUUUGGCACGGUUGGCGGCCGCCUUCCCAGCGUCUUGGCGGAGAUUUUAGAUUCUUAGAGAAACGCAAAUCGCAAGUAGAGUAGUAAUCAAACAAUUAAAAUUAUACUAAGAUAGACAGUUCGGGUUUACAAUGCGGCCAACGAUUUUGUAAUUCGGUUUUAUUUUUUGUUUUGUUAUCGUUGGGUUAUGAUUACGCCGAAUACGUUGUACCCGGGCCAGAGUAAAAUUAUUUUUUAAAAGUAAAAAAAAUGACAGACGCCGGUGUGAUGUUGUUGUGAUAUCGCGUGGAAAUGUACGUUUCGCGUACAGAACGUAAUACGGUUUUACUCGGUUAAACACUGAACAUCGCGGUCCAUCGCGGCAACGGUGUCUCGUUCGCUCCCGUCCGCUCCCGUGGUCGCGGGACGCUCGGACCGCGAGUUUCCGCGGGUCUACUCCGCAGGCGUAUUCGGAAACUUCGCCCCGCAACGGUGCGCGUGUUGUCGGACACGUCCGUCUUACGCGCGGACACGAGCCGACCAGCGACUGUCUGUGUAGCCUACACCGACAAUUACGACGCAAUACUGCGUUACGGGCGACAACCACGACGACGGCGUUGGCGAAGAGGACACGAGACGACGUGUUCACGCAAACGCGGUCUGCGGGUAUACGGGGUAAAAACUUGCGGCGAAAAAACCGCGAGCGUUUUGUCAUCUCGUCGUGACUGGAUAUAAUAUUAUUAAUAAUAAUAAUAGCCGACGACGUUUUCUCAUUUACCGCGAGUCGCAAUACGACCGGCUGCCGGUAGUUUUUAUUAUUAUUAUUAUUAUUAUUAUUAUCAUUCUCGACUUUCAGCGACCGGAGUUUCGUGACUUACCCGGUUUUUUUAAUGUACGCCGCCGCUGCCGCCGUCGUACGCGGAGAAUUAUACGUUUAAUAUUUUAUAUGAAAAAAAAAAAAAUAAUAAUAAUAAAUAAAAUAAAAUAACGGUAGGAAAUAAUAGUAAUCUCUAUAUAAUAAUUGACGAAACCCUCUCACCACCGGCUUUCCAUUUCUCCACUCUAUACCGCCGCUAUACGAUAUUAUUAUUAUAUAUUACCGUUCCCGCACACAUUUAUACAUCCGAGUACAUUUUAUAUAAUAUUAUUUACGGUAAAUAAUAAUAUAAUAUUAUUCUCUACACGUCCGCCGCCGCGCACGUCAGAAAGUUUGGAUUUAUUAUCGGAUUUCGUAUCGGCCGUCGUCGUCGUCGUCGUUUACCCGCUUCUAUCGCUCUCGGACCGAGUCGUUAUAUAUUAUUUAUACACAACCUAUACUGCUGUGUAUGUAUAUAAAUGUAUAAAUAUAUGUGUGUGUGUGUGUGUGUGCGCGCGCGUGUGUGUGUAUAGGUGUACCCGUGUACGGACGACUAGAAAAUAAUAUAUAUAUAUUCUUGCACGGAGAAUAAACGCCGUCCGACGACGACGUCGGCGUCUUCAUCGUGCUGAAAGUCGAAACCGUAUAUUACGGUCGGGUGAAUCUCCCCGCGAGUGCCUGCGAAAGACAGCCCGGCGUAGGUGCGAGCCGAUCGAUCAUCCUGUAUAAUAUUGUUGUACGCACAGGUAAACAAUAUAUUGUUUAUCGUCGAGUUAGCCGUACAGCACGCGAUUUCUACAAAAAACGGUGGAAAAAAAAAACUUUAGAAAAUAAUAAACGAUCGGCGUUCACGUACACAAAAGCACCGUUUGAAUCGCGGGUCGAUCGGCCCGCCGACUACAUUAUUUGUAUAGACAACGAAAUUUAAAGAUUUCUUUUUUGUCGCGUCGGCAUACGCGCAGUCAUAACAAUAUUAGAACUGCGGGCAGUGUUUUUCCACGUAGAUUCCGGGUGCAGCGAGAAAUUUAUUGCGUGUUGGUUUUACUGUGACGCUUGCUUUUCGCCGUGUGUCCGCAAAACGACAUUUUUCUACCGGAAAUCUCUCUUCAACCGUCAAGUGCCGUGCAGCGUCUUUUUCAUAAAGUCAAAUUUCGUUUAGUCGGCGCCGCAUUGCGGAGGUCAGUUUUUGAUUACUGUACAUGGUCGUUAUUUCUCAGUGAACGGGAAAACCGUAAGACAAACGGAAAAUUUGUCGAUUCCCGCAGAUUACCAUGGGUAAUUGGGGAAAAGACACGGCUCGCACUAUUCCACUCAGAAUUUCUUGUUUCCUAUUGUGUUUACCAUUUACGUACGAAAAUUAUAAUAAUCGUGUCAUAAAAUUAAGUAUUUGUUAUACUUUUUAAAAGUAGAAUCCGCGAAAUGGUAGUGAAAUAAAGAUACCUACAUGACCUAUAUCAGUUAUAACUUACGAGUCUGCUGCAAUUGCAGAUUAUUGUGAUACGAUUUAAAAAAAAAAAAAAACAAAACAAAAUGGUCGAACAUACUUCGCACGUGCAUGCAGCCACUACUGUAGGUGGGAAGUCAAGAAGGUAAAUACGGACGGGAAUUUAAUAUAUGUAAACAACGAUAAACCGUUGCCAACGAAAAAACGAUUCUGAGCGGAGUUCAGUUGAUAGUGUUGUUUUCAACAAUACAAAAUAUGGUAUAUGUCAUAUUAUAGUAAAAUGAUUAUAACAAUGUGUGUUUCCGUGACAACAAUAAUUAUACAAAAAAGAUUAAAAUAGUAAAAACUUAAUAAUAACAAAAGAUAAAUAAAAACGGUUGUCAAUGACGACCUUAUUUUUAAUCUUUCAGGCUUUUUUAAUCUAAAGACCGAGGUUUUCCUCAUGAUCUCGAACAUUAAUGAGAAUUCCAAAAAAUGACCUCACCAAAGUACCACCACAGAGAAUAUUUACUUUCAGAAAAGGUGCUAUACUUGAUAAUCGGAAUAUGCUUUCUGGUAGAAAAAGUGUUCACUUAAAAAAAAAAUAAAAGCUAACAUCAUUGUAAAACCAAUACAUUCCUCGUUCCACUCAGAAUCUACAUAUACACGCGUUUUCCAAAACGAAAACAAACGAAAAUCCCCUACCGGAAUCUGUGCGAAAAUAUAAACGUUUACACGUCACAAUGAUAAUGAUUUGUGCGUGAGCUUUUCAUGCACCGGAUAAUUAUUUUUAAACGACAGCAGAUUCCGCUCCGUUCGUCAUCCUGCAGAUGUCUUACAUAAUCGCAUUUGAAGGAACACAUAAUGUACUAAUACGAAUCGCUGUCGGAAAUUCGAUGUGAAAAUCUGCGGGUGGUAAAUUCGGAGGGGAAAUAUUAUUAUUUCUCGGAAAUAAACGCGCGGCAUUUUUCACUCGCGCAUAUUGUAAUCGAGGCUAUAAUAUAGCGUAUGUUAAAAAAAAAAAAAAAAAAAUCACAAAAUAUUAUCGGUCGAAUUCGUAGCAACUAUAAUAAUAAUAAAUUUUAGUACGCAGCAAAUAUUUAUAUACAUACUAGGUGUUCUAGACCGGGACCGGGACAACUACCAAUUAUUAUUGUGCCCGGGGCGAAAUCUGAAAAACGCCCUCCACCACGGUUUUAGUUGCGAAAAUAUCACUGAAAACCGUCGUCAGGAAUCUUGAAUUAUGAAAUAAUCCGAACGUCAGAAAAGUGUUAUCCGAGAAAAACGAACGCAACGUUUUAUACCGUCGUUAAACGGCGAAUGGCUUCAUCGCUCCGCUCGAAAUCUAAAAUUAAAAUACGACGGAUUAAAAUUUACUCUGCGUGUUCUUUUCGUUGGAACAUUUGCGCUCUCGCGUUAGUUGCGCCCGGAGCCUAUGCCCCGUUUCCCCGGUACAACCGCGUUCCAGACCGGAAAAUACGCGAACUUUUACGAAAAAAUUGUUUCGGAACCGUAUAGGUGUUAUUUUGUAUUUUUGUUUAUUUAUUUAGUUACCUCGUUGGUAAUGAAUAAAAAUAAUUUUGUUUUCCUUCCUUGCUUUUGUUCGCUUUGAAAAUCUACAAUUUCAAGAUUAUUUCUAUGCAUUUCAACCGGGAAUUCAUUUGACAAAGGGGUUUUCGGUGGUGUCAUUGGAACGAAAAUUUGAAUUUUUUUUUUUUUUUUUUUAUUAUUGUUGAUUUAAAAUCGCCGGUGACAAGGACGGGGGAAAAACAGUUAUAACUAAUUGAUUCGGUUGUCACGGGCGUUUUCGAACGCAUUUACGGACAAACACGGUCGACCGCAGUGAUAUCCCAAUGUCGAGGAAACACGGUGUUUUUUUUUUCUCUCUCGUUGAACACGGGCAGCCACGGAGCGUGUAACACCGGAUCGUUCCACCAUUUGCUGGUAUUGACGUUCGGGCGUAUAUAGUAAAAGUUUACGGUAACGCCGUCACCGCGGCAACAAUAACGAAGAGGAUACGGGAAGGCGCGACCCUCGGGCGGGUAUAUCGUCGUACAAAAGGCUCCGGCGAAGACAAUAUUACGUGUAUUAUUGAGAGUGGCUCCCGUUUGUCGUCGUCUAGGAGGCGUCCUUUUUGUAACGUAUUGAAAUAAUAACGCCGUCUCGGACAAUUAAUCGUUACGAUAUUAUUAUUAUUAUUAUUAUUAUUAUACCGCAGUACGCAUAUCGCGGCGAUAAUAACGUCACUAUAAUACGUACGCAUGCGUGUUAUAGGCACGGGUAUAGGUGUCGGCGGUGUCGCGGCGGCUGAUCCACCGCGAGAGCGCACACAUAAUACACGCGUCGACCGUGUAGGUAACAUUCGUGCGCGUGUGUGCGUUUCUAUUUAAGUUUGCCCGCCUUUUCUCCGUGACGCGUACUCCGUGUACAGAGCGUGUAGUAGUAUAUCGUACGCGAUAUACGUUCUAGUAGUAGUAGUAAUAGUAGUAGUAGUAAUAGUAGUAGUGGUAAUAGUAGUGGUAGUAUAGUAGUGGUAGUAGUAGUAGUAGUAGUAGUAGUAGUAGUAGUAGUAGUAGUUUUCUCUCUGUCUGUGUGUGUGUAUGUGUCUCUCUCUCUCUCUCUCUCUCUCUCGGCUCCGUCUCGCGACCGUACAGUAAUAAUAAUUAGCGGCGCCCGUCGUGAACGCGUCGUCGUAUCCCGGCCCCCAAGACAAUGCUACCGGUGAUGCCCCCGUGUGGUAACAAUAGAGGAAAACCAAUUUUCGACGGUCGAUUGUGUCAGUGUGCGCGCGCGCGCGUAUGCGUGUGUGUGUGUGUGUGUGUGUGUGUGUGUGUGUGUGUAUCUCUCCUCUGCUCGCGCCGUCGCCUGUACACACGCUCUCGCGUACAUAAUACACACACGUCGUCGUCGGGCUCCUCUGCGGCAACGCGUUGUAUAACAUAAUAAUGUAAUAUUUUUUAGUAUUUUUUUUUUAUAUUGAAGUCGACCGCCGCCGCCGACCGAAAACUGGCGCCGCGCCGGACGACGACAAAACCGCGUUAACACGACCCACCGUGUUAAUAUCAUUGCGGUGUGACGACGACGAAAACAACAUACUGUACAUCAUAAUACGUAUAUAAUAAUAGUGUACGCGACACGGUUCGGACUUUUACAGGUUCCCGAGCGCACAUUAUCGCGGCGAAAACGUUCGGGGCUGCCGGCGUCUUAUCGGCGUAUUUUUACGCGUGCGCCUUUUCUUAUUUUUCUCCGACGAAGUGCUUAUAGUCGCAGUGUCCGUAGCGCCCGCGCCACGUUACCGACGCUUAUCAUCACAUACUACCGCGGAUGCUGCGACGGGACGCUAUCUCGCGGUGUGCACACUUCGAAUCGCUCUCGGACAAUGCGUUUUCCGUUCGAAUACGCUUGUCGGCCGCUGACAUUCGUCGAAAACCAGAAAAAAAAAAAAAAAAAAAAAAAAAACGUAGGUUCUCGUUUGGGUUUAAAAAAAUUUGACCCUCAAACGUCCCGUUCACCGUCAAAGGGCGUCCAACUACAAUGUCAAGACCGCGUACGGUCUUAGAUUAUACCACACUAACUAUAUUUAAUACGACCGUUGUCUGGUUUUUUUUUUCUCCGUUUUUCCGCAUAUUUAUAUGUGUGAGAAAAUUGCCGUAACAUAUAUUCCCGGUCACCCUGUACAUAUAUGUGUAUAUUAUAUAUGCAAACCGCUUUACGAUAACUCGGCACUACGGUUCUACGGCAUACUUUCUCGUUAUAUCUGAGAACGCAGGCGCCGAGUACUGUUGGAGGCUCCGGGACCGCGACCCUCCCGUCGACAAUAUUGGGCCGGAGCUCAGCCCUCCCCCCACCAGUGGUUUUACUGACGAAACGUAUCUUGCACGCUAGCGCGGUCAUGUUACGUGAAAUACGUUCAUUCUUAACGCUAUAAUAUACCGACUCGUUUUGCCGCCGUACAUUGAAAGUGUCGACAUUGUUGUUGGCGUUUGAUCAUCAAAUCAAGUUUUACACAUUAUUGAGGCGAAAAAAUGUUUGUUUAACGCCCGGUAUAAUGUGUACACGUGUAUAUCUUCGAGGUGUCACGUGACGCCAGUGGCGCGCGGGGCGCGUAUCGGUGACGGCCUGAUAAUAUUGCAGUUUCUCGACUGUAGUGCGCUUACUGUUUGCGUUACCGGCGGAUUGAGUAUUGUUAUCGAACGACGAAUCCGAUUGAAAAAUAGGUUUUCGACCGUCGGAUUCGAAACUACCCGUUCGAACAUAGGCACGGCGUGUACGGUCCCUUCGUUUCGUGUGGGUUUUCGGAAAAAUCUCGGAAAACCAAACAGGCUCGACGAGUCCGAUAAAAUAGUGACGGGUUCGAAACGCCCGAAGGCGUAUUUUUUUAUUUUUUUUUCAAUAAGCGCGCGGCGCCCGCGUUCGAGCGUACCGUUACAGCGUUAUGUUGGCCCGUGCGGGAGACGAACGAAUUCGGGACGGGUGUAGCCCCCGGCCCCGACCCGGAGCCGCGAAAUGAAUACCGCGUCGUGUUGCAAUCGUCCGCCGCGGCGUUUCCGGCCGCAGCGGGGAAACAUUUCUGCGACCGAAUUGUUCGCGAGAACAUUCGGUACCGGCGACGGCGAGGCGCCACCGACCCAUCCGAACAACGAUAAUCAAUAACAGAAAAUCACGUUAAUUAUUCGCGUUUUUCGUCGAUUGUUAUUAUUUCUUUUCUUUCGCUUUUUUUUUUUUUUUUUUUUUUUUUUUUUUCUCUCUCUCUGUUUAUAAUUGAGAUUUUUGUUUUUAAACUUUAUUGUUCCCCGCGAAAUUGGCAAUUAAAAUAAACGGCGGCGGCGGCGGCGGCGACGGUCGAGUGAAAGCGACUUGUUGGCAAAUUGUUUCGGCGCGGUUGUAUUUUUUUUAUUUUUUUUUUUUUUUUUCAUUUUGUACCUGUAAUAUAUUACAUAUUUUUUUUUUCCUUUCGGGGCUCGGUUAAUGAACCGUUUUGCCGCCCGUAUCCCCCAGACCUACGCGGUAGACGCAAUAUAAAUAACAUUACUUUUUAACGACAAUAACUCCAUGCACGACAAUAUAGAAUUGAAUUCGCGUUUUAACGUUAACUCUGUACAUGUAUCACAAUAAUAUGUCGGCCGGCUGUUUUAUAACGUCGCUUAUUAUGCAUUACAACUAUAAUGUUGCGAACGGUGAACUUGGGCGCCUACUCACCGGUACCAAAACGGAUGUCAUGACGGCUACGCUAAAACGCUUUACGCGAACGGUUGGUUUCGAGACGCGAUGAUUUUGUAGUAGUAAUAACUGAUAAUAACUGAUAAACUAUCGGUGAUAAGUACACUGAUCGUAGCAAUCGUUUAUCCGAUUUCGUACAACACGUCUGGGCACCGAGAAUCAAAAUAAUAAUAUCCGAUAGCCGUAGUUUUAUGUGUACACUUAUCAGGGCCUUCCGAAUUUUACAGUGUCAGUAAUGUAAUAUACAAGAACUUAAAAGAAAAAAAAACCUAUAUUGUAAAAACUUUUUGAAAACGUAAAUAUUUUAGACAAAUUUGAUGUUUAUAACAUUUUUCAUCAAUCGAAAAGGAGAAAUUCGAUGAGAUUUGGGGCGGGGAAGAAGGGAGGGGGGAAAUAAAUUGUAAAUUACAACUUUUAAUCAGUAUUGUCGGCUUGUUAAAUAUCAAUUGUGAUUCGGUACACAAAAGGCUUUUGCGACGGAUAUAUAAUCGAAACGCGCGUAUUAAAUAAAGUACCUAUUUAAAUACCAUGCGCGCAUAACCGGUGCCCAAACGUAGUGGAUGCAAAUCGGGGUCGGGACCCGAACGACUUGCGCCCGAUUUCUAUCGGUAGUUCGGUACGUGUUGAAUUCUCUCGGAAAAUCAAUUUGUCUUGCGCAUUAUGAUAACGUACCUAUUUAGAAAUUGGAAUACUUUGACGUUUUUCUAAAAAACAAAAAACCGAUUUAAUUUGUUUUUUUUUUUAAUUAAUUUAUCGUUUCUACAAUAUAAUAUUACAUUGUUAUAAAUUAUGCGUCAUCUUUUUUUUUCUAUCGAUUUUGUUAAUUAUUGUACAACACGGACGCGCGUUGUUGUCGAGGACCAAUGAAAAACCCGACGUUUAAUGUGUAUAAUGUGCAUUAUACUCGGUAUUCCGACAAGCUCGACGGCCAAUGAAAUCGCCGCACGGGCGCAGAUAUACUCGCGAAAAAAAGUCAUUCUAGUCAACUCGGUAACCGAUUCCGAAGUUCGCUCGUUUCGGCCACAAUGAAAAACACUAUCGGGUUUUCGUAUGCUUACUGUUAAAAUGAACGCGCCGUAUUUUCAACGACAAUUCUCAAGUAUGCCGUCGAUCCUAUUUGUGUUUAUAACUCUCCGGUUCCAACAUCGAAUACACGCGAACACUAAUGUAGGUAUUAUGUGCCACUACAGCCGAUUUACCCGGUAUUUCCCGGAAUCGAUAGGAUUCCGUUCAAAAAAAAACAGAAACGAAACAAAUUCGAAUCGUAAACGUGCGUCCCCGUUUCCGACCCUGUGAUAUUGUCCCCAACUGCGCGGUAUAGUUCGCUGUUGGCCGGAUAAAUUUUCUUUCGGAAACGGCACUAUACGUUGUCCGUGACGGCCGAAUGAAACGAUUAUAACUCGUCUCGCCAGGGUAACCCGUGAACCAACAAGAUGCAUUUUGAUUAAAUCGUUUUUCCAAAUCGCCGUAAAACAAUGCGUCAACAGCUUCGAUUAUUUUCUUGUUAUUUACUUAUUUUUUUCUUCUUUUUUCUCGCAUUUUACUCUAGCCGCGUAAUAAUUAUACAGCUAUAUGUUAUUACAUUAUACACGGGCAAUACAAUAGUACAUUAAUAUCGGUUUUUACGACUCUUUCAAAAUGCAAUAAAUAUACAGCAUACAUAUUAUAUAUCUACGCCUGAGUACAUAUAUAACACGAAAUACGAGUUUCGCAAACGCCGCACGAGUUUAAGUGCGCGCAUAACGUACAAAUACGCCGUAUCAAUUAUUAUGCGAUGUUCGUGCGCGUAUUAGUUUAUUUUCAUUUAAUAGAAUUUACGCCGGACGACUUUUACGUCGUACACACGUCGUGUACUUUAUACAUAUAAGCGUGCGCACGGAGGAUGUAAGUGAGGCGGCUGUUUCUCCCGCGAGAUUAUUAUUCGCCUAAGUAUUUUUUUUUUUUUUUUUAUGCAUUUUAGAUUAUCUAUAUGCGUUUUUCAAUACAUUUAACUCCACCGUACUCUUGAUUUUGUAUAGAUUAGCGCGAAUAGGUCGAGCUCGGAGGUUUAUCCCGCCUCUACGAAUCAAGUCCUCGUCAAGUAAAUACUAAGUUUAUACAAAAUUAAUAUUAUGGGCACUUGAGCCCUCGAUUUUGUGCCGAGUAUAUUGAUUUCGAAGAGAGUUGUCACCCUCUGGUCGAGAGGAUCUGCGCACGCUUAUGCCCGCGUGCGAGAAUUAAACGUUGGACACGAAAACCGACGCUAUUAUAUUAUAUGCGAGCUUGAUAAAUAAAAAGAAAUGUAAACUCUUUACGACGGUCGGUCUAAUUAUUAUUAUUAUUAUAGAUAUUUCAAGGGCGAAUGAUUUUAAUACAUACGGAAAAUCUUGUGCAUAUAAUGGAUAUUAUAAGUAUUAUUUUAUUAUUUUGUUAAAUGGUUUUUUUUUUUUCAAUGUUACAGGUGAAGCGAUCCAUUUGGCUCGGGACUUCGGGUACGUAUGCGAAACAGAAUUCCCGGCCCGACAAGUGGCUGAGUACCUGAGCAGACCGCACACGAGCGAUCCGACCGAGUCUUACAGGAGAAAAGAACUUAUACACGCAACAAAGUGAGUGAUAAAAACGCCUUGAAAAACUACACAUUUCUCACGCUAAAUUCGUAAAUUUGAUACAAGGUUCGCCAUCAUUUGCUCUUAUGACUCUAUAUAAGAACAUCGAAAAUCUGUAGUCAAGAUUCUUUUUAUUUAUAAGCGUUUAAAGUUCAAUUGUUUAUGAACAUCGUAAAAAUCACGGCAUUUGAAAACACGCGUUUAACGUAUGGAAUCGAACUUGGAAGUUCAAAAUCAUUUUUUCGUUUGCGAACACAGAAAUAAAUUAAAUUUAUCUAUAAAAUACCCUGUCUUAUCUACAAUACACCUACAACAGUGGCACAUCCAUCCGCAGCAGCAGUGGCUAUUUUUUUUCUGACUUUUACGCGUCAUGUAUUUGAAUUAUAUUACUAACAGUGGCGCAAUUAGUUGAGAAUCCUUGGAAGGUCUUGGGCCCCACCAUAAUACAGUGGAGCAACCAAGGGGAUGUUUUAAAAAUAAAAUUGAGGGACCUUAAGACGAUCCAGAGGGAGCUGAGCCCCCUAUUUCCCGUUUAAUUGUGCCACUGAAUUUACUAACGGCAUAGUUAAUGUAUAAUAAUUGUUUAUAAUAAAAACGCAGGUACAGACCGGCGGACACUUUAAUUCAAUUCGCGAUGCACAGCUGAACUUUUGUAGUGCGCAAAGUGCGUCGUAGUGCGCGCGAUUUUUUAGAAACUUUUUCCCGCGCCGCGAAACCCUCGGACUGCAGACAUUGGAAAUUACCGUAAAUAAUGUACGCAAAUAAUAGUAUGUAAAUCGAAUACCCGUGUAAGGAUAACGCAAUGUAGACAGUCGACAGAUCGCGGUAGGCAGGUAUAAUAAUAAUAAUAAUAAUAAUAUUCUCUUAAUACGUCUUGUCGACCAGAUCUUAAUGCGUCGGCCGUCUGCCACUGUCUAUUACGGCGAUGUUGCGCGCGUCUCGCGGGAGAAUAAUUAUUUUCAAAAACAUCAAACUGUCAGCGUGCCUGCACGCAUAUAUAUUUUCAACUCGUUUCGAUGUAAAAACACCGCCGCGUCCAACCGUAUCGCGAUAAGACUAGAGAUAUUUAAAUAUUAUUAUGUGUGUGUGCGUGCGUUUGUAUAUAGUAACACGGUGUUUAUUUUCCUUUUCGCAGACAAGUAACCAAAGAGCUGAUGGACCUGCUGAACCAGGACCGAUCGCCGCUGUGCAACACCAGGCCUCAGCAUAUCCUCGACCCGAUCAUACAGCGUCCCCUGACGCACUUUUCGCUCAUAUCGCACGGAUUCGGCAGUCCCGCAAUAGUGGCCGCGCUCACGGCCAUACAGGUGAGUCCAGAGGAUUUUUCCAACUCCGUGAGUCGGUAAAAAUCCGCGGAUCAGACGAUCGCGCGGAUUUCCAUACCCCAAAACGCACCGAGACUCGGACAGUAUUUCCGUUGCUUUAUCCGAUUUUGAAUUUUGAACAAAAAAAAAAAACCAUUCCAAAUAUCGUGUUUCACGCACAGUGCUUGAAAAAAUGCGACAGUAUCGGUGCAUUUAUAUUUUACAUUUGAAAAAUUGUCGAAUCUCCCGACAUAUCGCAUCACUAAAAACACUAGUUUCAAUACCUCUUUGACGACAUUUAUAUACGUACGUUUUGAUUAUUUCCGAUAUAGGAAAUGAUCCUCGUGACUUCUGCAAUAACUUUUAUAACAUGAUUCAACGAAAUGCUGGUCAAAAUAACGGGAAAACUCCGCAAACAUUUGUGAUUACUGAAAUAGGAGUAAGAUUAAUAUUAUAUAUCCGAAUCAAAAAAAAAAAAAAAAACUGUAAGCGUCGAAUUGAGUAAAACUGAAUUAUUUUAAAUAUUCUGAUGGCGGUCUAAUGUAUACGAACUCGAUAGUUUUAAGACAUUUUUUUUUUUAGUUUUAGUUUCCUAAAUAAUUUUAAAAAAUUGCUCUGCUUGUGUUACCGCUUUCAUCGCCGUAGUCCGUCGCUGGAAUUCUACCGAAAUAUCCGAGUGGGAAAAAUAUCAAAACUCAAAAAUAAUAUAUAUGUAUAGAUAUGAUAUUAGAAUUUUUAACUUUCAUCAUUUUUGACUCUGGACAUUUUGUUUUACUCCGGGCCAGUGGCAAAACGAACGCGACCUUUGAAAAUACGUGAUUGCAUUUCGAUUCAAUUUUAAAUUGAGGAUUAGGUGGAUACUUAAUAAGAAAAUAAUUAAACGUUAGUACUUGUUUACGACUAAUUUAGUAAAAUUAAGUGAAAAUAUUGAUAAUAUUGGGAAAUAUCGACGGGGGUGGGCAAUGGGUAUACAGUGGGUUAUGGGUCGCUUCUGGAUUGUUUUAGAUUCGUUUCGCCCCUGCUCCGGACAUUCGCCCCCCCCUCUCCCGUGUGUUUCGUCGUCAUACCGUCGUAUAUUUUAUACAUUAUACCGCAGUGUCUUCCCGUAUCGUUUGUUCGAGACGAAAACAAUUUGUUAUUAUUCGACGAUAUAUUCGUAUGACGGCCCGUAACAGACGCCCGCGAUAGGUGGUGUCCAUUGUCUUUCGAUAUUGUUUUUUUUUUUUUUUUUUUUUAUCGACGUGAAAUUAAUUAAACCCUAACGUACGUACUGCACGGCACUGCCGCCGUCUCAUCGCAUAAUACCAGUAUUACGCGCCUACCGUAUAUUCGUUCGUAAAGCAGCCGCGGUAUUUAUCGCGCAUUGUUCGCGGACGCGUUUACUGCGGUUUUUUUCAAGAUGAGACGGUACCAACGGCUGCCCGUAAACGGUAGACGCCUCCUCUAACGUCGGUUCGGUACGACACGAUAGCUCGCAUCGAUAAUACGGCGUCGAUCAGCAAAUCAAUAAUAAUUAUUAACUAACGUUGCCGGUUAGAAUAUUACUGCGAUGAUAACAAUACGAUCGGGUUGUCGGGCGCGCGCCGGAAACAGCACGGCCCGCGCGGGCGACUCCGCCGUUAUUGACGGUACGUCAUGCAAACAAUCGUCCGGCGUUUCGUUGCAAUUUUAUUCGGGAAUAUUGUUACACCCGGAAAGAUUUGUCUGGUCCGCUCGGGCCGAUACGCGAAAUCGGUACGGCGGCGUUGUUACAGAAACAAACAAAUAGAAUAAUUAGUAAAACACUCCUCGAUUGAGAUUAUUGUGGUCGGAAAACAAACCACAGGGUAUUGGUGACGGGUUUCCGAUAUGCUCUCCGAUUUUUUAAACACAAACUGUUUGCGUUUAACGUUACCUAACCGUAAAACUGACCUGACGAUAAAACUUUUCCACUGAUCUACUGACCGAAAACCUCGGCUAAACCGUGUUGAAUUGUUCAAUCAAUUUCAAUUAUUUCUACCGCAAAUAAAUGACAAAAUACUAUCAAAUAUCGUGUUUACGGUUCCUUUAAAAUAUUGAAUUUAUAUUUCUAACACGCCCUAUUAUAGAACCUGAAGAAUCAUAAUCCGUUUUAUUUUAAAAUUGAAAUUCCUACAGUUUUAUCUGGUUUUUUAGGUCUAAGUCGACUACAAUAUAAUAAUAGGUAUAUUAAGAGAAUCGGUGACUUCCUUUAAAGUGAAUUUAAUUUAAUUUUUUUUUCUCAUAUUAAUAAAAUCGUUUAAUCUUUUAUUUGAACGCUUUGUUUCAAAUUUGUUUCCCUACCCUGCCAAAUGCUCCCUAAUUAAAAUAGAGAAUAAAUCCAAUCGUAUUUAGCGUUAUAUACGCAUCAAAGUGUUUGAAACAAAAAACAAUUGGCCUCUUUAAACUUCAAGGCACAUUUGUGUUUUUUUUAUAUCAAACGAUAUUAAAUUCUUCGACAACACGAACGUUUGCUUCGAUCGUUGUCUGUAUGUAUAAUAUCUCGCUCGGUCUUGGUGCUCGGUGGAUUCCGAAAGACGGAUUUCACAUAUACACAUCCCAAAAUAUUAUUACUACUUAUAACUGACUGUUACUAUAUUUUCUUCCAGAAUUUUCUGUCGGAAUCGUUGAAACACCUGGACAAGGUGUACCCGUCGGGCAACAGCCUGUCGUCACAACAGCAACAGCAGCAGCAGCAAGCCAACCAACUGCAGCAACAGGACCAGAAACCCAAAGACCUGGUCGGGCUGGAACUGAAAAAAUGAGCCUGGUCGAGGCGGGCGCAUCACCAGCAGCAGCAGUAGACAUGCUCAGCAGCAACGGAGGCAGCAGCAGUAGUACGACGACCGCAUUAUUUUCGCGGCGAUCUCUGAAUCUGACGAUUCGAGAUUAGUCGACGAUCGUUGUGACCUCUUGACCGCCCGCCAGCCCUACCCCACACCCCACCUCCUAUCAUACGAUUAGAAUAUUAUUUGAAAAAAAAAAAGAUUUUUAUUUUUUUUGUAUACAAAUGCGGCUGUUAAAAAAAAAAAAAAAUUACGUGCCCGAAAGUGACAACAAAAUAUUUAUACAUACACGCCAGCCAUAAUAUUUUUAUCGCGUCAUACCUGUAAAUAAUAUACCUACGGUAUAAAAAAUAGUAUUUCGUUUAUUCUUUUCGGACAAUCGUAAUUGAUU
Cinara cedri is the source of this 56820-nucleotide messenger RNA. The record is from the annotation of a GenBank genome assembly. NCBI's taxonomy places the organism in Eukaryota, Metazoa, Arthropoda, Insecta, Hemiptera, Aphididae.